AUGUGUGCCUGCCUCAAUGCCGCCUGUUCAUAUGCAGGUAAUAGUUCACAAUUCUCUUUCUGAUAAUUUAUUUUAAGAUUGUGAUGGUUGGGGUUACCAUCAGAGAAGCUGUAGCAGCAAGAUUCCUAAACUGAGCAGGGACUAAACUAGAACAUGGUGCUUGCUCAGUCCUAUGGAGUCUCUAAUGUGGGGUUUCUGGGUUCAGUAUUAUCCCACAUGCUUUUAAACAUCAGCAUUAUUAUUUCUUUUAUGAAUUGCUUCCUACAAAGCACCUCAAGGCAAUUUCACAAUAAAAUAAAGAUAUAAGUAUUUUAUAUGUAAAAUUGUUUUACAUAAGAAUUAUAUUAAAAAAAACAGUUUCUGAUACAGCCUGGCAUACAUCAACCAAUGACUGGCGCCAUCCAGAGUUUUGAUGUGUGUUGCUGAUGUCACACAAUGUUUAUAUCUCAAGUGGGUGUGGUGGUGCAUAUGCUGGAUCAGUGCCUAUCCUUUGUAAUGGACUGGAUGAGAACCAACAAACUGAAGCUUAAUCCAGAUAAAACACAGGCACUAUUGGUGCUAUUAUUUGGACAGAUGGAAUGCAUCCUGUUCUAGAUGGAGUCACACUUCCCUUGAGGAGCUGGUUCACAGUCUGAGGUACUCUUGGAUCCAACAUUGUUACUGUUGUCACAACUAGUAACAGUGACAAGUGCUGAUUUUGAUCUUGCACUGCUCAAGACCUCUAUACUUAAAGGACCAUCUCUCCCCAUAUGAACCCUGAGAUGAAGCCCUUCUUUGUGUGCUUUCCUCCAAGGGAGGUCCAGAGAGUGGUGAUGAGAGAAUGAGCCUGUUCUGUAAUAGCUUCCCACUUAUGGAAUUCUCCUACCAGAGAGGCAACCUGGUAUCAAAUUUGUCUAAUUUCAGUGGCAAUCAAAUCUAUUUUCAUUUUCAUGUGCAUUUGGACAGCAGCAACAUUGGAUGUGUUGUUGUUUUUUACUCUGGCUACACUUUUAAUUAUGUUUAUUACUACAUUUUGUAUUUUGCUCUAAAUUACAUUGGGACUUUUAUUUAUUAGAUGUAAUAAACUAAACUAAAAUGACUAAGAACAUUUGAAACAGAUGAAAGCAGGAAAGUGGAGUGGAGUGGUUUGUUAAGGCCUCUCAAAGAGUAACUUAUUUCACAGAUUUCUUCUAUCUUAAUUCCCCACUGCCCCCUGCCACUUGAAAAGUUCUUAAAAAUAAGCCUUCCAGCUGGCAAACUUGUAACAUUUACUCUUUUUUCAGAGAAUAGAGGGAUCACUUAUACUGACUCAGUUGCAUUUGAUCUCAAUGGGUUAGUACUAUAGUUAGCAAAAUCUCUGCCUUCUGGACAGGGCUGCUGCUGUAAUCUCCAUAAUUAUCCUAUGCUGUCUCUGACUUUCGGCAAUUGGGAAAUUUGAUUAAGCUGAUGUGCAGUAAGUGAACCAUUAAUCUCCAGCUCGUCACACAAAGUUGAUUUAAAAUUCAUGGUUUAUUAUCUUUUUAGUUGUAGAAAGUAAGUAGUAAUCAUUACAUGUUUUAAGUUAGAAUGGAUCUGCUUCUUUUUUAUUUUUUCUUCUUUUGAGAUUAGUUUCCUGUUUCCUGAACCUACUGGAGUCGUGUUUCAAAAACCACUGGCUUUUUUUGUCUUUUUAACCAUAGCUAUGAUAAUUUGUGUGGGUGGGUAGGGGGACCUUGAGGCUUCUAUGGUGGAAGGUAUUGUGGCCUUGUUUGAAUGUAAUUCUUUACAAACCUACAUUUUGCCAUUGAAAUGCCUGCUUCAGUGCAUUCUGUUCCCACUUUUAUACACACAACAAAAUGAGUCCCAAAGAUUAGUAGUAGGAUGAUUUUGGACAUUUUUAAAAUAACUUACAGAAUUGCUUUAUUGGAAUUUAGAAUUAUUGUUCCAGCGUACUAAACUGUCACAGUCUGUCUCUUCUUAACUCCCACCUCCAUAAUGAAUAUUCACAUACUGAAGAAUGAAAUUCUUCUUUGUUCCACACAGCUUUUUAUUCAAUAGAAAGUGGAUAUUGUCUAGCUGUUACAAUGCAAUUUUUAAAAAGCCACCAUUGUUUUCAAACAACAAUGUAAUUGCAAAUUGUUGCAGUGAAAUUUUCUUUCUUUCUUUCUUUCUUUCUUUCUUUCUUUCUUUCUUUCUUUCUUUCUGUUACCCUGUCAGAGUUAGUUACAAUCUCUUGAGAGAGAAAGAUUCAUGAAUGUGGCAAAACUGCAUUUUCUUAAUUGAUUGAUUUUAUUCUAAACUGGAGGCAACAUAAGGCUAAUAUAACGUGCUGUGGUAAAUCUGAAGUCAGCAACUGGUUCACUUCUGAGAGCUACAUUGGAACAUCAAAGAUCUGUAACUGAUUUCAUUAUUUUAAGCCUGUAAUAAACAUAAGGUCAAUAGUGUAGGCUACAAUCUGUGUUGUUGUUUAGUCGUUUAGUCAUGUCCGACUCUUCGUGAUCCCAUGGACCAGAGCACACCAGGCACUCCUGUCUUCCACUGCCUCCCACAGUUUGGUCAGACUCAUGUUGGUAGCUUCGAGAACACUGUCCAACCAUCUCGUCCUUUGUUGUCCCCUUCUCCUUGUGCCCUCCAUCUUUCCCAACAUCAGGGUCUUUUCCAGGGAGUCUUCUCUUCUCAUGAGGUGGCCAAAGUACUGGAGCCUCAGCUUCAGGAUCUGUCCUUCCAGUGAGCACUCAGGGCUGAUUUCCUUAAGAAGGAUAGGUUUGAUCUUCUUGCAGUCUGUGUUAAUACAUGUAAUAAAAAUAAUGCUUAAACAGCAUUUUUAUGUGCUCAAAGUACUGCUUAUGGUCAUAUUUACAACAACCUGAUACAGUGGUGCCCCGCAAGACGAAUGCCUCGCAAGACGGAAAAACCGCUAGACGAAAGGGUUUUCCGUUUUGAAGUUGCUUCGCAGGACGAAUUCCCCUAUGGGCUUGCUUCGCAAGACGAAAAUACCUUGCGAGUCUUGAGAUUUUUUUUCCGCUUCCCCCCCCCUUUAUCUAAUCUGCUAAGCCUUUAAUAGCCUUUAAUAGCCUUUUAGCAGCUAAUCCCCUAAGCCUUUAAGCCUUUAAUAGCCGCUAAACCGCUAAUAGCGCUAAUAGCGCUAAUCCGUCAAUGGGCUUGCUUCGCAAGACGAAAAAACCGCUAGACGAAGACUCUCGCGGAACGGAUUAAUUUCGUCUUGCGAGGCACCACUGUAAUGUUAGCCUAGUAUUGUAUUACUCUAAUCCAGGCUUCCUCAACUCGGCCCUCCAAAUGUUUUUGGCCUACAACUCCCAUGAUCCCUAGCUAGCAGAACCAGUGGUCAGGGAUGAUGGGGAUUGUAGUCUCAAAACAUCUGGAGGGCCGAGUUUGAGGAAGCUUGCUCUAAUCUUACUGAUGAGAGGACAACCAGAGAGUUUAAAAUGAAGACAUCUCAGCCCAUGUUCUUAGCUAUUAUGCUGAUAAAAACCUAUGGUCAAUUCACAAUAUCUUGGAAUUGCUUUCACUGUAUGCUGACAUUAUUUUAGAAAUUUCAGAAACCACCUGGGGCAUUUUUUGGCUGGGAGAAGCUCCCAUUAUCCUCGGUGGUAUGUUGUCUUCCUGUUCUGAAUUGGGACAGCAGUAGGGGGCAAAGAGUUUAAGCCUUACACCAGAGCCUCAAUCUGGAUCCCCACUCCACAACUGCUGUUUGUGAAAGUAAAAAUCUUGCAUUAGUGCUGCUCCAUCAUAAGCAUCCAAGCAACUUUGACUUUUCCUUGUGUAGAGAAAGCCUGUUUGAUGACACUGAUAUGGGUCCUUAGCAGAGCACGCUUUCCCCCUACGCAGUUGCUGUUUAAGCAGUUCAGUUAGCUGUCAUGCGGUCACAGUGCUUGUGCAAGAAAACUGCAUGAGCCACUUGUAAGGGUUACGAAACCUUUAAUGAGUGUGUGUAUUUGGAUAAGAAAAUAAAUACUUUGCGGUUCUUGAGCUGGUGAAUUGUUUGCUCUGCUGUUUUAAUAGCAGUCAUCAGGUUUCUCUGGAAGGACCCACCCUGCAAACUUUUGAGGAAGUAACUGAGGCACAACUGGGGCAUGCCAUGUAAUCGGUUGAUUCUACAGUAUUUGUGUUCUAUCUUUUUCAAAGCAGUGGUUGUUUCUCUCAGAGUCUAGCAUACCCUCUCCAUGUUAAAGAAAAUUCUUCCUGUUGACUCAACAGUGUUGAGAAUUCUCAAGGCUUUCCACAAAAAGGCAGGAAAAGUUAGAUAGAAAAUUCCCACUACCCCUCCCCUGAUAAAUACAAAAACCCCUUCCUCUUGUGGUGUAGCGACUCCUGGCUGACUUUCCCCAUCUUUUAUUUAUCUCCCUUACUCCCUUUGUGCUUAUUUUCCUUGGGAAUUGAGAGAGGAAGAAGCUGGGUAAAUUAGCUAUUAAGACAAGUGUCCACAUGUUAAGCAUUCCCAGUUCAAGCUGCAGAGUUCCUUACACUUUGGAUGCUAUCUUUGUUUUAAAAAUUUAAAUGGCAACCUCAAGGGGUAGAAGGGGAACCAGAUUAGGAUCAGAAGCAUGAUAUAUGGUGAGAGCAGCUAAUCUUUCAUUCCUCCUUCACUACAGUAGCAGUGACAUCUCCCUCAAACCUUCAGUUCAUGUCAGGAGGGAUACUUCUGUUAGCCCCAAUGGAGACCUCUUCCAGGGACGUUAGCAGCUUCAGGGAAGCAAUUUUCAUUAGGGACCAUGGCAUAGGACAGAAGGUUUAACAACCGACCCACCUCUUGGUAGCAUGGAUAUGGAUAUUGGAAAAUUACAGUGGAAGUGGGAGUGAAAAUAAUGAAUGUUUGUUAAUUUGUCUCAUGUUCAGAAUAGAAAUGAGUUUGGCAAAUAUUAUCAGUAUUCACUGUUGUUUCCAGUCUGCAAACAAUACAUGAUUGGUGACAUUUUGCCCCCUCUCAUUUGCAUUGUGUUUCCUUUGCAUUGAACUGAUUGGCCUUUGCAUUGAAUUGAAUUGUGUGGAAAAGCAUAAUAAUGUAAUUUCGUAAAAUUCAGUCACAUCAGUCAGCGAGUCAAAGAACGUUUUUGUCGGAAGCUGAACUGCAGCAGAACAGAAAUAGUGCAGCAUGCAGAAAACAUAGGUUAGAAUAGAAAUCAGUGCCUCACCCCUAGGCAUGGCCUCAAUCUCUCACCCCCAACAUGGUUUCUAUUUGAUAUGUAAAUAUCAGAUACAUGAAAGGCAUUACAUAUCUUGUGUAUGACCUAACUUGGCCCCUUGUUCUCUCUGAGACGGCUUCUUCCCCAGUGUCCCUUAAAUCCUUCAGCUCUAUAAAAAGCUUAAUGAUGCUACCCUUGCUGCAAGCAUGCGCAAGGCAAUUUCUGCUCCUUAAUUAUGUGGUUUCUUUCCCUUAUAUGUUUGCCAAAGCUUGGGCAUUCUUAAGAAGCACAAUGAGAUGUCUGCUUUGGCUGACAUUUGGUGACUAGGCAAAGCAUUUAGAGGAUUUAUUUAAUAUAUAUGAUAAGGAGGGAGACAAAUGCAAAUAAACAAAAUGUAAGUACAGCUUGAAUGUUUAAUGGAAGGCAGCUGGCAAGAAAACAUAAUUAGGAAUAUUCAGCUUUGCCCAUCUGUUUUCAGGAUUCAAAGACUCUUCCCACCAUUUCAUCUCAAAGCUGGCAGGAAUACUGUGUCACCUAUUUUAAUUAUGCUGCAGUGAAUUUUUAUGGUGCUUGACAGAUUAAUCAGCACACCAGACCAAUACCAAACUCAGUAAGAAUCUAAACUGUGCUUUGCUUCAAAUUAAUUUUUUUUAAAAAAACACACAUGCUUGAGAACCUGUCUAAGAGAUCUCCAGGGAUCUGUUGAAAUAAACCCAAUAAAGUUGGCCGCCAGCCCCCUUGAUCCUGUUUAUUUUUUUUGUCUUUUAGGUGAACUUUGAGGAAAGCCUCAGUUGUUAAAUCCACAUUUUGUAAGACCAAUCCAAACAUAAUUUUAAUUUUUCUUUAAGGCUGCCAGUACUUCCAAUUUGCUAUGGAAAAUGUAUCACAGAAACAUUUGCUUUAUGGACCUCAUGCCCUUGUUAUUAUGACACCUGUCCUUUCUCAGCCAGUGGUAUUGGGUGCUCAGCCCCUUUGUUCCAAAAUGAGGUCCAGCUGUGUGCUAAACACAGAAUGAAUUUUGGAACACAAGACUUUGCAAUGCAGGAUGUAAUGAGGAACAAAAUAUUUAAAACACCCAUGCUUUUCACCCCAAACCUCAUACUAUUCUCAGGAUUCGUUCAUGCCAUUAUACACAAAGAUGCCAGACUGUUCAGUGACCAGUUGUGGUGUUAGUAGCAAGCAUCUUAAUUGCUGAGAACUCUUCUGAUGGCAGAUUUUCUUCUAGGUCCAGUAAUAAUAAUGUGUAAUAUUUUUGGAGCAUAUUAGUAUAUUCAGAAUGCUUUACAUGCAGUGGCCCAUUUCACACGUAAUGAUAAGCCAUGUUUUAGUGCUACAUGGGUGACCAUUAGAACAACAAAUGAAAAAAGGCAGAACAUGCAGAAAACGCUUGAAUCACCAUCUGAUUUUCCUGAUGUGAGCAAAGAAAGGAUAGCAAUUUUUAGUUUGGAAGCAUUUGAUAUUUUAAAUAGGAUGAAAGGCUGACCAUUGAGACCAUUACUGGGCGAGAAACCAGGUAGGAGAUUGGAAUGUCAGAUAAAGGCUGCACAGUAUUUGUAACUAACUUGAACAGAUGUGAAAUUUACAAAGUACCCACUGAAGAACCACAAACGUGACAUCCAACUGGCUAGUAGAUUUUUCCUGUUUUGCAUCUGAGUACAGACACUGUGGCUGUGCUGUAGAAAGAAGAAAUGAAAUCCAGAGUUGAUAUACGAAUAUUGUAAAUCUGCCAUACAAUUUGAUGAAGAAUAUUAGGGUAGGAAAGAGCUACAUCAGGAACAUGCAAGGAAAAAAGAAAGAGGUAAAAUGAGGGUCAAAACAUUUUAAAAUAAGAGGAAGUGUAUAUGAAAGCCUAACCCAAUUCUGUGGCCAUUGAACUCCCAGGGAAAUAUAAAACCAUUAGGCUUUCAAACAAAAGCACAAUAAGCACAUCUCAGAUUUAGAGGGAAUUAUCAGUGUUUAUUUAGAAAGAAAAAAAUAUAACAUGAAAAGAUAAUGGGAGAAAAAUAGUCGUCUUUGAUGUGCAAUAAUUAAUUCCUUAACUGAUGUGAUAGCUUUAUUGUCUUCUUUACCUUCUCCCUAUUGUUGAGUUUAAACUUAAUUCACUUAAGUGAAUUGGUAACCUUUAGUUUAAUGGCACAGUAGCAGCUAAGAACAUAGCAUGUGAAUCAAGGAGUUGCCUUAAGGGUCAGGGCAAUAUGACCUGGUUAUAAAUUAAUCUUGCAGAGGCCUAUUUUCCCAGUCUAGUCAUCUCAUAGAGGCUAGCUGUCUAUUUUAAAGUGUCCUUAAUCCCUGGAACUUUAUAUAUAAGGCACUAAUCAAUGGAGUGAAAACAGGUGACAAUUGUAUUAAAAUGAAAUCCAUUAGCAUGGUACAGUGGUACCUCUGGUUACGUACUUAAUUUGUUCUGGAGGUCCGUUCUUAACCUGAAACUGUUCUUAACCUGAAGCACCACUUUAGCUAAUGGGGCCUCCCACUGCUGCCGCGCUGCUGUCGCACGAUUUCUGUUCUCAUCCUGAAGCAAAGUUCUUAACCCGAGGUACUAUUUCUGGGUUAGCGGAGUCUGUAACCUGAAGUAUAUGUAACCCGAGGUACCACUGUAAUAAUAAUAAGCAUUUCCGGACUACUUUUUUUUAAUGAAAUUGCACUAAACACAAGAAAUGUUUGGUACACCAGUUACAGAAUUAAUAAGAUCAAUCAACUUCAGGGCUGGGAAUACCAUCCACAGUUUUAUCCUAUUGCAAUGUAAAUUAUCCCUUUUCCUUCUCCACCUAAAUUUAUUGUGACAAGAGCUGCCCAAAGUGGUUACAAAGAAACCUCAGCAGUUAGAAAAUCUUGAAAUCAGAUUUUCUAUUGCCUGGUAUCCAAAAAACUCACCUAUCGAACAGUGUCAGGUAGGAGCAGCCAGGCUGGUUCAUUUUGCAGAAGAGUACCUGCACAUUUUGCUUCAUAACUUCCUUUCUAGGAGGGCUAGACAGUUGAGUUUUAAAAAAAGUCAGUCUGGGGCUCUUGCCCAGGCCUUGGAGGUUGCCUCGGUACGUGUAUCCACUUAAAAGUACCUGUAAAACACUUAUAUGUAGAAGCUUUCCAUUUUCCAUUUUUCAGCAGUAUCCUGCCCCCAUUCUCCCUCUGAAAACUGCCUUCAAAGGUUGAGCUCCAAAGUGAUACUUCAUGAGACAUUCAGAGUUGCCAUUGCAAAAGGAAACUGCAGACAUACUCUUGUAGAAAUAUUUUUUUCCACACACAGAUGCAUGUGCAGUGGUACCUCGGGUUACAGACGCUUCAGGUUACAGAUGCUUUAGGUUACAGACUCCGCUAACCCAGAAAUAGUACCUGGGGUUAAUAACUUUGCUUCAGGAUGAGAGCAGAAAUUGUGCUGUGGCAGCGGGAGGCCCCAUUAGCUAAAGUGGUGCCUCAGAUUAAGAACAGUUUCAUGUUAAGAAUGAACCUCCAGAACGAAUUAAGUUCUUAACCCGAGGUACCACUGUACUGGCCUCCAGAUAUUAUGCUUUGAGUUAGGAUAGCUCAGAUCUUCAAGAAUAGUUUGAAAAGGGCUUUGGCACUUUAAAAAUUAUUAUACCCCCCCAACCUAUUGCAACAUCUUGAAAAUGAGAGUGGGUGUGGGUAUGGCUAUUUAAAAGUUAGGAUAGAAUCUCAACCAAUAAUCUACUCCAGUGCCAUGGGAGUAAAGCACACCUUAUGUAGUUUCAUAACUGCCCUUGGGUGGUGCUAUGCAGUUCUGGGCUCUUCAGGCCUGAACAGAUGGUAGUGUUAUGAGCACAUCAUUACCAGUGGUGUUAGAUGUUUGCUCUGUUGUGUUUCCAUUCAAAAACUCCUCUGUAAAAGUCAGUCAUUAAAAAGCACUUUAGGCUAAAAUUUGAUAGGCAGGCACCUUGUGGUAUUAGCCAUUUUUCCCACCCAUUGGGGAAAUCUUGUAAUCGUUUGAGCAGACUUUACUAUGGAUGGUAUUUGUAUUGGAAAUAGUCCUUUUCUGCUAUAUGUUCUUGCAGGAGAUCUUUGACCUUGGAGCUGUUAAUACACAGGCACAGAACUACAGGCCCCCAGCCAUAGUCAUUUGGUUUUCAAGGUAGCUGUGUUUCUUUGCCAGACUCUGCACCUACCAAGGGAAGGGGGUAAGGUCCUGGAAUGCAGGCAAGGCUGGGUGCAGUGAGGCAGAGGCAAAGAAGAAGCAAGACAGAUCUGUGGCAAGGAGCAGCAGAAGAGUUCUUUCAUUGUCUGGAGCACAGGUGGGAACCUUACUCAGCCCAAGGACUUCAUUCCCUCAUGGGCAACCUUCCAAAGGAGGCCACAUGCCUGUAUUGGCCGGGGCAAAAGUGGGCAGAGCAAUGGAUGUGACUCUUUCCUUUGUACAGUAGGCUACAUUCUAGCCAUGCAAAAGCCAGGGGUUUAUAUGCAUGCACAUAAACCCUUCUCCAUUAAGGCAGGCAAGAGAUGUUUCAUUCAGGCAAAAGCACUCAAGGAGGGCAUGGAGCAGGACCGGUAAAGUGUGGGACAUAGCCAGGGGAGAGUCACAAGGGCCACAUUGACCCCUGGGCCCAACCUUCCUCAUCCCUGGUCUGACCUGGACGAGGUAGGCAUAGCAGAUCUGUUCUCCUGAUAACAGAUUUCUUUGAGUGAAAUUAUUACUUUAACCAACAUCCAUUAGGGAAGUUGCAACAAACAAUUUGUUUCCUAAGUUUCUUGUAACUUCUCAUUGUUUUGCACUUCAUAGUUAUAGAAGGCAACUCUGGUUCAGAACUGUGUGCACUGAUGACUGCAUGCUGCUGUUUUAUAGGGCAAGGGAGCCUUGUCAGAUUAUAACAAUGUAGAAAGAGAGAAUCUUACAAACAAUUGUGUGUGAAUGAGUUUGCCAGUACUCCUUUGCUUGUACUUCUGACCUAGCCAAGAUGAUCUUCUAGUCUUUGGCAACAAAUGGUAAUCGUUUGAAGAUAAGACACUUCUCAUUAAACAGAUUAGUAUUUAAGGCAGCUAUUUAAAGCAACCAUUAGUAUUUAAAGCAGUAUUUAAAGUAGUUCCCAUGAUUCCUGUUUGUAGGGUGUUUAGUCUUCUAUUCUUAGAUCAUAAUCAUCUAACAAUUUAAUUUUGGGUGGGUGGGCAACUUCAUGCUUGAAGGAAACAGAUUUCUGUAUCCAUUUCAUUCCAGCUUCAGGCCUGGAUAUUGGGAUGGAAACUGCAUUGAUCACCCUGAGCAGUGACCUGUUUGGGGAGAAGGACAGGAGGAGUGUGACUCUUUUAAUUCUCCUUGACUGCACCAUAGCUUUUGAUACCAUUGACCAUGGUAUCCUUGUGGACUAUCACAUGAUUUUGGGAGUUAGAGAUAGUGCAUUGCUAUGGUUCUUCUUUAUUGAGGUCUGGCUCCAGAGACUAUAAUUGGGUUGCUACUGCUUGGCCCCAUAGGAAUUAUUUUGUGGAAUUUUGCAGGCUCCAGUCUUGUAACCCAUUUUGUUUCAUACCUUUUGAAGUUAUUGGGAGCUGUCAUUGGGGGAUUUGGAGUGAAGUACCAUCAAUAUGCUGAUGACACCCACCCCUGAUAAGUUAUGUUUAUUACUAGAGAGUAGAAAUGAAGUAGGGGUUUUUUUAAAAAAAACCACACACAACAACAACCCAGAUAUAAUUAUUUCCUGGAUUACAUCUAUGAUGUUGGAUUCUUAUUUAAAAUUGUUAUCAUUUUAUUUCUCUUUGCUCAGAUGCAAGCUGGACUAGAGGCACUUGCCAGCCAGGGAAGGCUCUCCAGGGAGGCCAUUUGAGGUCACUGGAUGGUGUUCACCUCCAGCUGCUGGAAGGAUUUCACUCUGUCCAAUCUUGUCAAGCUACUUGCUGUCAGAGCCCUACCUGUGAUGCCUUUUGGCUCAAGGGAAAGAUGUGCAUCCAGGUGAACUGUAUCAAGCCUCAUUGGUGUCAGGCAAUCUGGACCAACACCACUGACUCGAUCUUGGUGUUUGUAAAGAGAUCUGAGCAUACGAUAAAUGCCCAACCUGCAGCAGAGAGGAGAAGUUAUCUUCCUAAGUGGCUGGACUGGAGGGAAGGACAUCAAAGUAAAACAAGGAUGAGAAGGUCCUUCAAAGAGUUGCUGGCUUACAGAGCACACUUGGCAGACAUCAGGGGAAGCUCUCUUAAGAGGGACACAGGCUCCAACAGCGGAGGUCCUGUAGCCCAUCCUGCUCCAUCUCAGCCCUUGGAUAGUAAAUCCACCCAUAAUGAUCUGACGGAAGCUCCUUCUUCCCAUCAAGAAACAAACCUUCCCAGAAACCACAUUGAUCCAGAAAAAAACCUGCUGCCAAACAGUGAAGACUUGAGAACAACCAAAUUCAAAAGCUCAUCUCCCCCCAGCAGCAAUAAUGUGAACAGACCAAGUGACCUUGCUGGGAGUGGCCUCACGAGGGUAAGUGCAAGAUAAUAUUGUUAAUGUCAACACUAAUCCAAAUUCUGUUGUGUAAAUGCUUUAUAAUUCUUUUUUAUUGCACAGUAGCAGCAACCUACUUGACAUUGUUUGGAAAUUCUAAGAAAUAAAAAAAUCAAAACAGUUUUGAAAACAGUGGUUAGAUUCAGUGCAAUUUUAAAAGGUUCAUUCAACUGCCUUGAUGAGAAAUGGUACUCAAAGGUUCACUCUUGCAUUUGUGGAUCAAUGAACUGAUAGGUCUGACUUGCUUGAAAGCCCACUACUGAUGAGGAACCUCAAGCCCAGAGACUGAAUGCAGCCUUCCAGGCCUCUCUAUACAGCCCUUGGGACUCUCCUCAAGUCACACUCCUCACUGGCUUUGCUCCAUGCUCUUCUCAGACAAUUUUGUCUGGCUGAAAUAUGUCCAUGAAUUGUGAUGAUGGAGAGCUAUGUCUGUCAAGUAAAAAAAUGAAGUUGGAAGACGCCCCCCCCCCCCAGCUUUUUCCUUAAGAAAGUCUGGAAGGGAAGAGAGCUUGUCAGCUGGGAUGUCUCUGCUUGAAGGUACCUCAGACAGAGGAAAAGUCUGGCAGAGAAGGGAAUACACUGCCUUGGACACUCCUGAUUGAAGGCAACUCACAUGCCUUUUCUAAGAGGAGUGCUGGUGGGGAGGGAGGACCAUUACAGUUUAGACACAACUGCUGAAAGUCUAACCUCCCACACACUGGAUUUUCUGGUGGAGAGCAUUCCAGCUUGGGCACCAUUAGGCAAGGCUGCUUGGAUCACUUUUUCCUAGAGAUCACCCCUCUGCCCGCACUGACCUUUCCUGUUCUGGAGCACAAAAGGCUACAAGUGCUGAUUUAGCCUUGCAUAGCCAGGGCUUUCCAGGCACCUUGGCCACAGAGCUGCCAAACAUCUCCCAGUCUUCCCCCUUCAUAGUUAGAAAUAAAACUGGUUGCUUAUAACUUCAUGGCAAGUGCAGCAAACAGAAUGGUUGAACUCAGCAUAUGUGUGGGGUGUGUACCAAGUGUACUUUUUUACUCGCAUCCAGGCAAGGGUGCAACAGAGAGUCUAUAAUAGCAGACAACUCAGUGAUAUAACUCCUAUCAGUGGGGUCUAUCUCAUUUUUAGAAAUCCCUUGCUCAACUUAGUAUGUUUUCAGUAGAUUGUGGUUCUUGAAAGCUGUUAUUCUCAUGUACCUGGUUGCAGAUUUUGCAGUCCCAGGUUACAUUGCAGCUGUGAUAUGGGAACUGCCAACCUGGCGGAACAGGAUGUGGCUCAGAGCCAAAGGACACGACUAGGAAACCUGGAGCUGUCCUAGUUAGCAUGCAAAACAACCGCAUGGUUUAACUUUGCCUUGCUGACUCAGCUAUCCCUCAGCCCUUGACUUCUUAACAGUCACUUAGGAACUGCUGUUUGGCUCCUCUGUCUCAGCAAUACAUCAAUAAUGAUGCUUCCCUAAAACCGUAACCAUCUGGCCUCUCACAAGAGACUGUCACUCAGGAAGUGAUCCAGUGUGGUAGAGACUGCACUGCAAUCCCUCUGCUAAGAUUGAUUCUUGCUUGCCCUAAGUGAUAAAUAGUAAUGUGUCCCUAAUUUCCCUGCUGAUUUCAACAACAGGGUGUUGAGCUCUGAGCUAUCAGAUUCUCUUCUAAUGCUCCAGCUGAGCAGAGAAUGUAAAAUUAAGGCUGUAAAAAUAAAUUAUCUAAAAUCUGAUGUUUUGCUGCCAUUCCAGGCCACUUCCCUAGGGUUACCACUAUAGACCCAUUUGUGAUUUCUCUCACGGUGAACUUACAUUUUUGGAUUUCCAAGUUAUGGAAAGCAGGUUUUGCAAUAACUGAAGGUCCCCACAGGACAAAAAUCUUCAUAAGAAAAACAGAAUAUAAUUUGCACAACAUCCAUCUUAAGAUCACAACCACGAGUAGUCCCACAACCCACGUCCUCCUACAAGAUCUAAGUGUAGUUAUGUACAUUUAAAGAUUGAUGCAAGCUGCGUAUUUUGCUUCUUAUAGUAAUUUAAAAGGGGGACUUGCCAGGCAGUGUUGCUGUGUAUCUCCACCCUCUCAGGCAUACUCCUGUUCAGGGCUCCAGUCAACCAGAAGCAGGAGCCUUGCAGUGCUUUUCAGGGUUGCAGGGAGAUAUUCAGGAGUGGGAAAGGGAUAGGACAUACACAAUGCCACCCAGCAACCUCCUGCAUUGCUAUAGAGCUCCCAGUCCCAACCUGGCAUUCUCCCUUGGAAAUGGCAUAUUUUUAGAAUAAUUUGCUUCUUAUAGUGGUAUUGUAGCUUGAUUGAUAAAUAGUGGAUUUAUUCUCAUAUACGUAUUCUCAUAGGAUCAAAUAAUGUUCUGAGGGAAAUGAAGUGAGAAAAUGUUAACUAGAAUUUGGUGUACCCCGGCUGUUGUGUAAGGCAAGCAAGGGGAAAAUACCACAUCUUAUUCUUAGCACUACAUUGCAUUAAACAUAAACUGUAUCAGUGUACCUCCACAUAAUGAGACUGGGGCUGUGGAAGAAAGGGAAGUCAUGCUGUGUGUGAGAUGCAAUAAUGAUAGGGCAGGAAUUAUUAAUUACUGGGGAUGUCUAACGAUGUCAGAAAAUUCCAAAGAAAGCAGAAAAAGGAGCAGGAAUUAUCAGCAUUCACUUUUUUGUCCCGUGUCUGGAACAGAAAUCAAUCCAGUGAAUAUAAUUGAUAUUCACUGUUGUUUUCAGUCGGCAACCGAUACAUAACUGAUUAUGCUCCUGCCACCCAGUUUGCAUUGUGUUCCCUUUGCAUUUAAAUGAAUGGGAUGGAAUAACAUAAUGGCAACCUAAAUUAUGUAAUUAUUUAAAUACUUUACAUACGUUAUGUCGUUUCACCUCAGUGAAAGACAAAUAAUGAAAUUUUUGGUGGAAGACAAACUGCAGCAGAAUAAAAACAGUACUGUAUGCAACAAAUACAGGGCAGAACAGAAACCAGUGUCAUGUAAUGUCCAUAAUGAUGUUGCACGCACUUGUCUGUGGACCUGUCUGUGACGUUCAUGUAUCUAUUAUCCAAACUCUUGUAACAAACACACUUGGUGAGGGAGACGGUAUUUCAUUUUGCCAAUACCAACACACUGCAUUUUCCCUACAACAGAAGUACUAUGUUGGGGGAAGAUAGUCUCACAUUUACUGCUCAUAUUAAAAAUGUUUGAAAGCCCCUCAGGAAGACAAAUUGGCAUAUGCUCAUGAGAGUGAGUGAGAGUCUGCCACGUGCCAAGUUGCAGCCUGGCUCCAUUGCCAAAUUAGUGCCUUUGUCUUCAAGCGCAAUGCUGUGUAUUUGAGUCAGACAACAGUGAUUGACUAGUCAAGAGAAGUAUUCAAGUACAGCACUGUUGAUUAAGGGGUCUGCUGCUGCAUCACUGUGGUAUGCUUGCAGAAGCAAGCGCUUUUUUCAAAUGAAUCUCUUACAAGGUUAGUGUUUCUUGACUUCCACUUCGACUGUGGUGUAGCUGAAGUGUCUUUAUCCUUGGCCAGUGUUUGCUUGCCUUGGUUACGGAUCAUAUUCGCUGCAUUUGCAAAUUUAGGUCCUGUGACUUCUGCAGAGUGAUCAGAGUUCAACAUUGUUCUAAAUAUAUUAGAAUGUGACCCCCUGCCCCUAAAAACAUAGGGAUUGACACAGAAGGCUGUUCAUCAGCAGAAUAUGUGGAGGAACCAAGAGGGAAGAAACCAGAAUUUGCUAGUAACAAACCUUUGAAUUUUGAGAACUGUUUCAUAACAGUUACAUAUGAAAAGGUUGCACAUAUUAAAAAUGUAUGUGCCUGUGUCUAUUUCUAGACUAUUGAUGGGCAAACUGCGCUCCCUGUCUUGAAUUGGCUCAGUGCAAGCUUUCUUGGUGAUUGUUCUGAAACAGAUGUCUGUUUUAAGAGAGUUCCAGAUAGUUAGCACAUGUGCAGUGAUGGUGCUGGGCAAUGUGCACACAGUUGUAUAUUACAUCCUGAGAAAUGUAGUUUGAUCUCUCUUGCUGUGCACCCCAGCCCAUUGAACAUCAGCUAUUGUGGAAAGGCUUCUCAAUCUCCCACUAAAAAAAAACAAAAAAAAACCAUGCAGGAGAAGAGAGGGUCUGAAUGAGGAGGCAACCACCACAUAAAAUCUGUGCAAGAAAUAAUUGAGAUAAUUGAUUUACACAAUUGGAGAAGUUGCUUGCCAACAUGAGCCUGCUUGUUGAUUUGAUGAUUUCAUCACAUAGUUCACAAUAGCAAAUGAGAGUUCAUUGCAUAUGAGGCUGCAAUGUUGAAAGAACUUCUUUUCAUAUGCCUUCAAAGCAACUGGCUUUGUAGUUUUGCAACAAUCAACAAGAGUUUCAUUGAGAGCCAUGGGUUAACAUUAAAUAAAGUUAGUGUACAUUGUGAUUUGGGGCACUUGGUCUCCGGGCUGUACACCUUCAGAAUCUCAUUUAACAUUCCAUACCAGAGAAUAGCUUCUUGAGGAAACAAGGCUUGAUCCAAAAUGAUAUGAACAUUACCAGCCUAUCAAAUUCAUAUACUAAACCAGAUAACUAGUUCUGUCACCAACAUUUCAUAAUCCAGAUUGACUCAGUCCAAUAGUCUCCAGUGGUCUCUCUCUCCAUCUAUGAAUUGAAUGUGUGUUUUGAUCCUCCCUUUAAAUUCAGGUGGUACCACAUCUUGAACAGAACAUCACCGCAACCCAAAAUUAUUUCAUAACUGGGGCCCUGAGCCCAGAGUUCAAAUCCAGAGCUUUAUGUGCUGGUACUCUCCUUCCCAAAUUACAUAACGUAUAUGAUAACAGAAGUAAUGAAUUUCUCACCCUUAGCUUGACCUUUUAAGUAUUGCCAUUUGACUUUGUCACAAGAAAGUGUGCUGUGAUUUUUUUGUUUGUUAUGAAAAUCAAGUCCAGGUUGUUGAUAUUUCUGUGUGCUGUGAUUUAAAUGUUCAUCUUAUGCUAUACAAAGAUCAACUGAGGAAAAUAUGUAGCAUAUACAGAUAAGCCCAGUUAAAGCUGAAAUGUCUGGUUCUGGCUGCCUCAGGCUACCCACCGGAAUGAGGAGGGCCUGGGGAAGGAAUUUUCUUAUGAAAGAAAGGAAAUUGUUUUCGUCUGUCCCCUUGUCUUGUUUACACUGGUCUGAUUAGACUCUCACGGCACUCAAAAGUGGGAGUAUUUUAUAAGUGAGCAAAAUGGACUUGUCACCCAAGUUCUUGACCAUAAAGCCAGAAAUUCUGUUUGCACAAUGUGCUCCUUUUGAACAUCCAGUUCUCUCAUGUGGCAGAGGCUGUUAGUUAAUUUACUUCUGCAUAAUCCCAUCAUUUUUUUGGCAUUCAGGCCUAUUAUUAUUAUUUGCACCAUUCACCAACAGGUUCCAAGGCAGGUUACAACAAUUUAAAGCAUACCUCUCAGGCAUGCAAAGGCCAGGAUAAAGUGUUAGCUGAAAACUGUAUAGUGAAGGUGUGACAUGCACCUCUGUAGGGAAGGAAUUUUACAAUUUAGAGCAGGGGUCAGCAACCUUUUUCAGCCAUGGGCUGGUCCACAGUCCCUCAGACCAUGUGGUGGGCUGGACUAUAUUUUUGGGGGGGAAAUGAACGAGUUCCUAUGCCCCACAAAUAACACAGAGAUGCAUUUUAAAUAAAAGGACACUUUCUACUCAUGUAAAAACAUGCUGAUUCCCACGGGCCUUGGGUUGCCUACCCCUCAUUUAAAGGAAUGUAAACUGAGUGGUUAAUGUGCAUAACGAGCCACUGUGCAUAUUCAAGUGUAUAUAAUCAUUCCAUGAAGAAGGAAUUAUGCACAUUUCCCAGUCGAGAUACAUAAUCUGCAAUAGGCCUUGGGAAAUGUGCAUAUAUUGACAUAAUUUUAUACGUUCUCUAGUCAGGAUACCUAACCUUCAACAGGCCCCUGGGAGUGUGCAUAUCUCAAUUGCAUUUUGCACAUUUUCCAGGCAGUAUGCACUUUCUCCAGUCAGCAUGCGGUCUCCAGAAACUUGAUUUCCCCCUCUCUUUCUUGUCCAGAAAUGUGCAAUUUGUGCACGUGUGCGCACCACCAGCUGUUUCUAGCCAAACAUGUUUUUCUCAAGUGAUAUGACACAUACAUUAAUAAUGACUAUUACUACUACUACUACAACUACUACUACAUCUUCCCUACUCUUCCUCUGAAUGGGGUGAAAUUUCUGACACAGUUGGGGAAAUUUUCAUGACUAGUGAUGAUAAGAGUUAAGUUGUAAAUGUCAUUUUGGAUGUUGUGGUCAGUGAAUGCUUUCUCACGUUCCUUUUUUUGCUUUCACUAGGCCCCUGCUGGAGCCUCCACUUCAGAACCCUCUCUGGCAGCUGCAUUCCCCAGUCCUGUUGCGAACGCUGAGAAAGUCGAGCCAUCCAACAACACUUCUACCCAGCCUUUGUCGUUGGAGGAUGCCAUUCCAACUUCUGGCAGUCUUCAUGGGAAGGGUAUGGGGGAAACGCAGCUGGUUACUUCUGUUCCAACUGGCACCCCCACCAAUGAUAGUAAUCCUGUAGUUCCAACAAACCCUGCUGUGCAACCCAGCACUGCUGCCCCAACGCCAGGUAAGAGCAACUGUCGGCUGAGGAGAUGUUGUAAGCCUGCCUUUAAAUGCUACUGGCAUAGUUCCACAAUCUCAGCUCUUAAUCUGACUGUUCAUUUGCCAAAUGUUUUGACAGAAGUUUUCUUCUAGUGCUUGUUUAAAACAUCACAUCUUGCUAUCUUAGUUCGGAAGAGGAAAAAAAACCUUUUGGGGAUAUUGUACAAGAUCUAGGAACGUAUCAUUCUGGUUUUGCACUUUUCCACAGCUACUCUUUUGUGUUGUGCAUCGCUUGAUUAAGUGAAAUAAACGUUUUACAGUGUUUGGCCUCGAAUGAUAAAUAAUUACAAAAAACUAUAUACAGCUGCCUUUCCUGGGACCCACCUCUAACUUCAACCUUCAGUUUGAGAUCUUUUAAUUUUUACAUUUUACAUCUCUGUUUUCUACAUUCCCAUUUUGAUUUUGUCAUUCUCCUUCUCUGGCAGCCUGGCUGGGACUUUCAUACCAACAGCUGAUGACUAAGCCCCCAGAAGCAUCAAUUUCAGAUUUCUCCCUUCUGCACACCUGUGCUGUGCCUGGUUCUCCUCUUUUGCACCCAGUUUCUGUCAAUCAGCAGCAAACAAAACAAAACUCAUUUUUUUAAGAAAAGAAAAGAAAAUGGUGGCUGCUGGUACCACUCAACUGUGCUCAUCAUUAUAAUAAUUAGCAUUUAUAUAACACAUUUCAAGUAUUCAAAGAACUUCACACUCAUUUAUCUCAUGAACCUUUGUAACAGUCCUGUAAAGGAGGCCAGUCCUCUUCUCCUCAGGUGGAGUGUGUGUGACUGUGUGGCUUGCUUAAAGUCACCUAGUGGGUUUGUGGUUGAGGUAAGGUUAUUUUGCAACUCUCAGUCUUGGCCCCCAUGCUAUACCUCUUCUCCAAGUAUAUUUUGAGGGAAGGGCUCAUGCUUUGUAUACAGAAGGCUCCAGGUUCCAUCCCUUGUAUCUCCAGGUAGGACUGGGGAAAAGCUCUUGUCUAAACACUAGAGAGCCACUGUCAUGCAGUGUAGACCAGUGGUGGGGAACUGGUGGCCCUCCAGAUGUUGUUGCACACCUGUUAUUGGUCAUGCUGGCAGGACUGAUGGGAGCUGCAGUCCAACGUCUGAAGGGCCACAGAAUCCCUAGCACUAGUUUGGGCAAUACUGAGUUUGAGGGACUAGUGUUCUAACUCUAUAUAUGGUCUAUGGUCAUAUAUGUUUUACUUCCCUCUCUGUUGUUUAAAUACAGUGGUACCUCAGGUUACAUAUGCUUCAGGUUACAUACACUUCAGGUUACAGACUACACCAACCCAGAAAUAGUACCUCGGGUUAAGAACUUUGCUUCAGGACGAGAACAGAAAUUGUGCUCCGGCGGCACGGCACAAUUUCUGUGCUAAAGUGGUGCUUCAGGUUAAGAACAGAUCUCCGGAAUGAAUUAAGUACUUAACCCAAGGUACCACUGUAGAUACUUCUGAAGGUGUUCUGCUGUUCCAUAUCCCCCCCCCCCCUUAUUCUGAAGCUAAAGUGCCAUUUCAUUUCUGUUUGAGAAGAACUGGAGUGCUUUUAAAAUUGAAACAAAGCAUAAAGAUCAAUUUCAGUGAUACCACCCCAUAUGCAAAGGUACAACAAGUACCAGAGAGUUAAAUUUUAUGGGAACUGCAUACUUUCUUGGACCUUAAAAUGCUUCUCAGUUUCCAGCUCAGAAUAGUGCAAAUUCUUGCUAUGUUUGCAAAAGGCUAAGCUUACAGUUGAAUAAAUAGAGGCUCUUGUCCCUCUCAGUUUAUGAAAGAGCAGCUAGAUUGUCUCCUGAAACAUAUCUGAUUCAGCUCUUCUCAUCUCUACUGCACCUGGCUGACAUCUCCCUUCAGUACAGAGCACAAAGUGCAUGUUGAAUUUUCCAGAACGAUAGCAAAGAGUUUAAUUUCUGUAUGAUUCUGUUGGUUUGUAUUCACUUUCAGUUUAAAAUCUCAAAUGGCAUCUAAGUUUAAAGGAUGGGAUGUUAUAGUUUAAUAAUUUGUAACUUGUUAUUUCUAAAGCUUUUUCAACUAAGGGCUUGUGGUGCACUUUAAUUUUGAGACGUGGGAUGAUUUCUGCAAGCAAUUUCUGUGCCCGGGGUUAUUAUGCACAGCUUGCUUCUCAUCAAAAACAUGCAUUUCCGUAUUCCAGGCUCCAGAAUAUUGAAAACUGCUGUAGUUAAUUGAGAAGCAUAUGACUCAUUCACACAAUGGCCCCUUUUGGAUGUAACAGGUUUAAAAGUGUUGGUUAGCAUGGCAUGCACAACAAGCAGCAGCAGCAACCCUUAAACUUAGUGUGGGUGAGGGAAGAUUGGAAGCUUUUGCUUCUGGUUUAAAACAAACCAGAGUUUCUCAUUGUAUCCAAAUGGGUUGGGGUGGAGGACUCUAGUUUGUUCAGACAUGUCAGGAUCAAGCCAUACUUUAAACAAACCAGUUUAGACAUAAUCAGUGCUUUUUUUCUGGGUGGACGCAGGGGGAUGCAUACCCCUAAACAUUUUGUGAAUCUAAGUUUGGCUUCAUUGAGGGGCAGUAUUUCAAUAUGAGUAGGAAAAUGAGAGUACCCCUAACCUUUUUUUAAAAAAAAGAAAAAAGCACUGGACAUAAUGAGAAUCUCUGGUUAGUUCAGAAUGGAAGGUGGAUGCUUUUGAUCUCCUCCUUACAGUCGUGCCUUGCUGCAUCUUUUUAAAAUGAAUACAUACUUCUCAACGUGUUCUACUCUCUCAUGCUUUCCCCUUCUUUUUGAAGUGACAAUGUCAUAUCCUUUUUGUAUAACAAAAUGGCUGUUGCAAGGAGGAAAUGAAGGGCUGGCCUACAUGCAAAGUUCAACCAUGAGUUACCAUCACAUCCAAACUGAGCCAAUACUUCUUCCAUAAGCAUUUGGGUAUAUGAAUGGAAAAUGUAACAUGUGAAAUGGCCUUGUCUUUUAAUUUUUAAUUCUCUCUCUCUUACAGUUAUUAAGAAACUGGCAGUUUCUGCUGGAGACAGUGUUGAAGUGACACUGCCAAAGAAUGAAGUGGAGCUGAAUGCAUACGUCUUGCCUCCACCACCUAAAGGUAGAUGCCAGGGGGCUAUGGCACAUAGUACAUGGUAGCAAACCUGAGUUUGCCACCUUGUUAGUUUUGCUGGAAGAGAUGCAUGCUCCUUUAAUGACAGCUCAAUAUAGGCGAUGAAGCUGGAAACGCUCAGUCAAACCUGCUUGGUGUAAUCAACAGGUAAAGCCUGUCCACAUGAGCAUGGCAGGAAGAAGUUCAUCUGGGCUAACUCCAAGAUACACUGGCCAGUUCUGAGCCAGUUGUGUGUACACAGCCUCCACACACUGAAUUCCACUUUGAACAGCUUUUGAUAUACCCUGAGAGUGCAAAUAUUUGCAAGACUUCAGGGGAGGCUCUUUCCUGAGCAGAGAUGGUUGCUUAGAUGGGCAUAGAACUGACUCAACUGUAUAUAUUUUGGGUGCCAACUGCUACCAUUUUGUGAGAGGGAUUAAAGCACAUGCCAAAUUAAGUUUUCACAAUUAAGGUGGAAUAAGUGCUCUGUUGCCCUAGAAUAACAAAUCCACUUUUUAAAAAAGUUUUGCAGUUAAGUAAGUGCAAAAUACACUGAAAAGUGUGGGAUGAAUGAAUUAUUAAUGGGAAGAUGUGUAAACUCCCCAAAAGCAAAUCAAAAUGAAUACAGGAUGAAUGGUCAUUUUCUUAUAACUAUCCUGUAAACAAAUCAGAGUACAUGCUCAACAGUCAUAGUUUAACUACCAUGUUAUCUUUGUAGAAGUAGAUCAGGAGUAAUGCUACAUAAACAGGUCAUCUGGAAGGGCUCUAUAAAUACUAUUAUAUAUAUUUGGUGUUAAUUUCAUUUUAUUUAUAAAUAAAUUUCCUUGCCAAUAGAAAUAUAGAUGGUCAGUUGGAAUAAGCAACAAUUUCCAGCCCGCUAAAGAAGCAUGUUAUGUUGGUGGAAGUGUGCAGUGGUGAAGCUGCAUGCUCCGCUACCGGGGGUGGAGAGCAGUCGGGGUGGUGGUGCGCAUCCUGGGGGUGUGGCACACAUUCUGGGGGCAUGGCACGCUGCCUGCGGGGGCAUGGCGCUCGACAUGCGCAGGGGGUGCAGCGCGUGUCCGGGGGGGCGCCGCAAUGGCACCCUACCAGAAUAGUGGUGCCGGGGGCGGUCCGCACCCCCGUUCCUCUGCCAGUGGAAGUGUGCGUUUUAUUUUGCAGUAUUCGAUACAUGGCUUACACUGCAAGGUUUUUUUGGAUGGGAUGUUUUAAGUGUAUAGUCUCCCUCCUUCAAUUCUGGUGCAGUUAAUUAGAUUUCAUAUAGGAAGAUAUUCUUAUAUUUUACUUUCCCACUCUGCAGUGAUGGGAAUGGACAUUCUUUCCCAAGAUUUAGUAUGACAUAUUCUGGCCAUAAUCAGUAUGAAAAUAUUUCAUUUUUUGUUUUUCAAAUCUCAGCUUAUAUGAGUAUUCCUUUCUAUUGCAUCAGUUUCACUCCCAAUAUGUGCUGGACCACCACAUGUGGAUAUAACACAAUUUAGUAUUCUGAAGUGACAUUAGUUUGAAUCUUCAAUAUAAGGCUUAAGCUUCUGAGCUGCUUUGAUCUUCUCAUUCAGUUUAUUUUGAUAGUGGGCUCUUCUAACCUCUGGUUUGUUUGUUUGUUUAGGGACUAGCUACUCCUAUGACUGGAGGCUGAUCACACACCCCACUGAUUAUAGUGGAGAGAUGGAAGGACAGCACUCACAGAUUCUCAAGUUAUCCAAGGUGAAUCUCUUGCUUUUUGGCAACUCUUAAAUCUAAAAUCUCAGUUGUAGGCUUUUGCACUGUCAUGUUGCAAGGUUAGGGGAAGCAAAUGUUACAGUGUGUAACAUAUAUAUGUACUGAAGCUGCUUUAUGCUGUCAGACCAUCGGCCCAUCUAACUACAUAUUGUCUGACUCUGAGUGGUUCUCUGGGGUGUCAGGUACAAUGAAACUGUUAGAGGCUUUGAGUUCACAUCCUCUCCUUGCUUUUGACGCGUUGCUGAGUCCACAGUAGACAAAAAAAAAUAAAAUAUCCCCACUUCCCCCUGAGCACAAGGCCAAGGUAAUGCAGGAUGUUAGGGUCCAAAUAGAGAAGGGGUUUAUUCUCAUCUGAGCACAUGGCAUCAAUGGCUCAUGUCUCUCAUAAUUCAGUAUAUGUUAGUUGCUUACUAUGAGGUACUAACAUCAUUGUGGGGGUCUAAUGUAGGGGUGGGGGCAGGUAGACACAGCCUUACCCCCUGUCUAAUGUGCCCUGUUCAUUUUCUUUGUUAGCUCACAGUUGGCCUGUAUGAAUUCAAUGUGAUAGUAGAUGGUGAUAAUGCUCACGGAGAAGGAAUGGUGAAUGUGACAGUUAAACCAGGUAUGCUUAGCAGGUACAUUUAUCAGCUUGUAGGUUAUAUAUUUCCUUUUUUUAAAAGCAAUCUCCACAAAAGCUUGAGAUGCAAGACAGCUGGGGUGUGUGUGUGUGUGUGUGUGUGUGUGUGUGUGUGUGUGUGUUAAGGAAAAUGACUGCAAGUUCUCCAGGGAGAAAUUUUGGCUAAAUUUGCAGUGGGAGGGAGGCGUUGGGUGAAACAGAAUGUGAAAAAUCAUUCACUAACUUUUGCCUUCUUCUUUGUCUUUUUUUAUGGUGGGUGGCAGCAUCAGGAGUGCUCUUCUUAGUGGCUGCCAUUUUCUUUCCUGUUUGGCAUAGCUUUGUGAUUAAUUCACACUUCCCAAAACAAAUUGUGAGCCAAAAUGAGGCCAAAUUGUGAGCCAGAAUUUGCUCCAAAUUUGGUUGCUACCACUACAACCAAGGCUGGACAUGGCUAAUACUUUUUGGAAGAUCAUAGGAUAGAAGCAUUGUUCAUUUGCCCUUAUGUACCCAUUUGGUUCUGUCCCCUCCCCGCACUGUACUGUUAUCUCUGGCUAUACAGGUUUUUCUUUUAUUUCAGUGCACUUAAGACUGCAAAAUCAGGGAACUGUGAGAGCAGGAUGUUUGUGCACAGGAGUCCGCAAAUGUCUGACUCGGUGGAGGCUAGUCCAUUAGGGCAAGCGUGGCACUGUCCCACCAGCCUCUGCCUGGUUCAGUCCAGGGCCACCAUGUCUGCUUCUUAUUUACAACCAGUCCUAGUGGCAGCAGUGGCAGUCAGCUUCCUUCUCCUUAGUCUCAAUGUUUAUUUUCAUUUUAUUUACUUACUGUGUUUAUUUGUUUCUUUUUCAAAAAAUGAAGCAAAGCACUCGAAGCGAUGCAAUAGGGUAAAACAUCCUAAAUUACACAAGUCAGUCUCUCUCUCUCUCUCUCUCUCUCUCUCUCUCACACACACACACACACACACACACACAAAUCCAACUUCACCCCACUGAAAGAUAAGGAGAAAGUUAAUAUCUAAGGGCCAGGGUGAAAAAAAUGCUUUCGCCUGGUGCCUAAAAGAACUAGAGGUGGUGCCAGGAGUGGGUGGUUGUUCCUACCCGUUAAAGGAUGUUGAAUGGCUUAUACUCCAAAUUCACAUCUUCCUAUCCUUCACCUAGGAAACAUUGGGUACAACAGGUGUGUGGGUGUUUAUUGUCAGCAAAUCUAGAAACUUGGUGUUUGUCACUUGGCCAUUUUCCCAUUAAUGCCAGGGUUGCCUCUCUGCCUGCCAGUUUGCAAUUGUCACCAGACAAUGAAGUCGCUGCUCACCACUGCCUCUGCUAUCAGUGCUUACCUGAUAUGUUAGAGGAGCUGCUUGAAUUGACUCAAAAGCCAGGCUUUUCUCUAUGGUAACCAAAUUCACUAUAACAGCAAUAGUAUUGACCUGGAGUUUUUGGAUUGGUAGGGGAGGGCACCUAGAUUUCUCCCCCUCUAUCCCAAGUAAUGGUUUGUGUUGCAAACACUGCAGGGUGGGUAACCUAUUCCUUUCCAGAUAUUGUUAGACUACACCCCCCAUCACUCCAGACCAUUGGCCAUGCUGGCUGGGACUGCUAGGAGCUGGAGUUGAACGAUGUCAGGAGAAAUGCAGGUUAGCCUCCCCUGCUGUGUGUCUUAGAGGGAGUUUGACUGAAUUCAGUCUGGGUGCUUUCCCCUCCCAACAGAUGAAUAGUGCUAUGAUAGCAUAGCCCAAGCCAAAUGCUGCAAACAUAGCAGGAGGCCUUGAUCGUUAAGAACCAUUGAUCUAGUCUUCAAUUGGUGGGUCGGGAUCCAUUAGUGGGUUGUGGCCUGACCCAAGGUGGGUCACAAUAGGAGCACUACCACCAUGCAAAUGAAAGAUUAAAAAAUGAGUCUUCCAAUGCAUGUUUGAGUUAAAAGCAGGUCCUGUGUCUGAAAUGGUUGGAGAUAUUUGAUCUAGUAGAAUAGUAGACCAAAUAGGAUUAGCAGCCAGGUGCUGCUGCUCCCCUCCCCUCCCAGGGAGUGGUAGGAAUACCUUUACCAACACUGUUUCCUUCAGAAUGUCACAAUGGCAUAUAAACAAAGAUAAUUGAUGAGAAUGGCCAUCCAAGUAAAAGAGCCUGUAUUUCACCAGCCAUAGAUCUCCUCUUGGAUCUCCUUUGCCCAUGAAAAGGGAGGAAGUAGGCCUAAUGGCUUCUAAUAGCCAGUGAUUGACUUCUAGAAUGGAAAGUACCAAGAUUCAGGUCUCUGCUGACUAAGAAACUCCUCUUCUUCCUCAUUCUGGUUUUGUGAGAGCUGGUUUUGAUUCCUCAGUGGCAAGAAAGGCAAACUAUGUAUUACUAUUCUUGGCAUAGUUAUUCCUCCAAAUACCACUAGGUGCUGCUAGCAGGGCUUAAUAUGUUCCAAGGUUCCUCAGAACUCUGUACUUUAGCAAUAGAGGGAAGGCAGUGACUUCUAUUGAUCGUGUGGAAAGUGCCACUUCCUGUAAGCACUCAAAGCGCUUUACCGGCUAUAUAUCUGUGAUCCUUACAACAAUCCUGUAAAAUAGGUUAGUGGUAUUAUUUCCAUAUUGCAACAGGAAAGUUGAGGCUCAGUGAGCUCACUUGCCUAAAGUCACCUAGGGAGUCCUAUUUCUAAGGCAAGUUUUAACCGCAAGUUCAAUAAUAUAUUAAUAUGUACAGUUUAUGUAGCUGUUUGCUUUUGCAAGUGUUCAAAGUGCUUCUUGUUUAUUGUUUUAUCCCAUGUUGCAAAUUGAAAAGGGGGGGGGGUGUAGUUGCUGAAGUUGGGAGAGGCCAUCUUUCCUUAAGGCCAUUUAGUGAGUUCAUGGCAGAGGUGAGGUUUGAGCCCUGGACUUCCUGAUUCACAGCUCCAUCUCUUAGCUACAAUGCUGCAGUUGACUAGGAUGGAAACUUUCUAUGGUGGCUGUAAUAGUUCUGUUUUUCAUCGCAGAGCCUCGAGUGAAUCAGCCCCCUGUGGCCAUUGUGUUACCCCAGUUCCUGGAGAUCUCACUACCAACUACCUCAACAGUCAUUGAUGGCAGCCGUAAGUACCUACUAAAACUAGUGCAAUCUAUUCCUGCAAGCCUCAGAUAAAAGUCAUGGAGGAGACCGAGUGAGACUGUCUAUUAAGGAAUGGGAUUCUAGAGGAAUGUGGCUGAUGUAUCAUUAGGAUCAGUUCAAAUCAUGCACUGGCUGUGGGCACAUCUACAUGUACAUUUGUAGCUACUGGUCUUCACUGCCAAAUGCAUUAGUUAAACUAGGGCAGCCUCAACUCAGUACAAGGAAAACAUCUGCCCACUGGACUUGUUUAAACAUAUGAAGCUGCUCUGCACAGAAUCAGCCUUCUGGUCCCUUUAGCUCAGGGCUGGGGUAUCUUUUUCAGCUUAAGAUCUGCAUUCCCUUCUGAUAACCUUCUGGGGGCCACAUGCCAGGGGUGGGCAGAGCUAGAGGCAAAAAUAAGCAGAGCAAUAGACAUGUGUUUUUCCUUUGUACAGUUGGCUAGUGUCCCCCCCCCUUUCUCCAGGCCAGCAAGAAGCAGUUUUAGAGUUCAGUGACACAUUCUAGCAGAGCAAACUCAAGGAGAGUGCAAAGCCACUCUAAUGAGGGGGUGGCAGAGGAGGGGGCCAGAUAGAGAGGCUUGGAAGGCCACGUUUGGCCCCCCCAGUGUGAGGUUUCCCAUCCCUACUUUGGCUUAUUCUUGUAUUACUGAUAGUGGCUCCCCAGAAUCUCAGCCCUUCUACCUGAGACUUUUUUUGCUGCAGUGAUGUGGGAUAGACUCUGGGACCUUUACAUUAAUGGUGCAUGGAUUCUACCAGUGUGUUCAUUCCUAUUUUCAUUCAGCAAUCCCAUUUCUGGGGAAUAUCAUUCAUAUUUUAAAUACUCUUUCUUUUAUCACAUGGCACAUUAAGCAUAGCUUCACAGUUUAAAAAUAAAAUUAACUCUUGUCCCUUGUGAAAGUUGCUAUACUGGUAGUAUGGCCUUAAGCUACUUUGUAAAUAGAUUUAAAUUCCUCCUGAACUUACUGGGAAUGUGGCUUUAUCUGUUUUCAUUGAAUCAGACAGUACUGAUGAUGACAAAAUAGUCAGUUAUCACUGGGAAGAAUUGAAGGGGCCUCUACGGGAGGAGAAGGUAUCGGCAGACACUGCGAUUCUGAAACUGACCAAUCUGGUGCCAGGAAAUUACACAUUCAGGUAAGACAAAGAACCUGGGAUCAUACCUCUGGUUUGGAUUUUCUAGAUCUAAAGCAUAAGAUAGAUGACACAAACCUUGGUAUGUUAAACAGCUAGAUAACCCUUUGUUCACGUGAGCCAAGGAAAACAAUGUAUCAGCUAACAGGAUGAAAUGGUGAAAUCUGCUAUGAUUAAAUGGGCACAGGAUGUUGGACAUAAUAUUAUGUUUGCUGACUGGGAACAGUUAUGGACCACAGGUAUGAAGUUUACGGCAUGUAAUGCCCUAAGAGAGAAUAUUAUGAAAAUGAUAUACAGGUGGUACAUAACCCCAGUCAAGCUUGCAAAAAUCUACCAUUUGCCUGAUAAUAAAUGUUGGAAAUGUAAAGAAACUGAAGGUACAUUCUUUCACCUUUGGUGGACGUGCCCAAGGAUUAAGGUUUUCUGGGAGAUGAUUUAUAAUGAAUUAAAAAAGGUAUUUAAAUAUACCUUCUUGAAGAAACCAGAGGCCUUCCUCCUGGGCAUAGUCGACCAAUCGGUGUUUUUUUUUUUUUUUUUUUUUUUUUAAUAUUUUAUUAAGGAUUUUCUUGUUUUACAGAAGUGUAGUGCCUCGUAUUUUUUUUUCCCAUGUAACAUUUUUACAAAUCCGUUUCAUUUGUUGAGGCAUUAGGGGGAGAAGAAAAAAAAAGAAAAAAGAAAAAGGGGGGGUGGAGAGAGGGAAGAUGGAUGGGGGUGGGGUCGGGUGGCGGUGUUUCUAUUAUGUUUAAUGUAUGUAGAGUUUGGUGUCAGCGUUGCUUGUGUUGUUCACUUGUGUUCCUUUGGUGGUGAGAGAGGUUGGGGUUGGCCUAGGGUGUGAUUGUUUGCUUGUGAUUGGCUGUGGUGAUCUUUGUUUUCGUGUGUGAGUGAGGUGGGUGGGUGUUUUGGAUCAGGUUAGCCAUAUUGAUUUGUAUGCUGUUGGUGGAUUAUUGUCAUUGUCCUGUUGGGCUGUGUAUGUGAUAAAUGGGAGCCAUACCGGGUGAAGGCGUCUUCUUCUGUUUGUCCCCGUGUCAGUUUCAGUUUAUUAGUUAAUUUUUCUAGUAGGGCUGUUUCCCAUACUAUUUGGUACCAUUGGUCCAUGCUUACUCCUGACAGGUCUCUCCAGUGUCUGGUUAUGGUGUUUCUGGCUGCUGAGAGCAGGUGGGUUAUGAGUUCUUUGUGGUGUAAAUGGGCAUUGUUGUCUUGGAAGAUGUUUAGUAGGGCCAAUUCUGGGGUGAUGUCUAUUACUUGCUUAGUUAUUUUACAUAUUUCUUGUAUGGCUGUUGUCCAGAAUAGUUGGAUUUUGGGACACUCCCACCACAUGUGGAGGUAUGUGCCUGGAGAGGGUGCACCUCCACAGCAUUUUGGUGAGGUUCCUGGGUGUAUUAGCGCUAGUUUCCUUGGUGUUAGGUACCACCUGUAGGUGAGUUUCAGUGUGAGUUCUUUUCUUUUCGUUGAUAUGGAUUUAAAGGGGGGUUUAGACCACAUUCUGGUCCAUUGAGUGGGGUUAAUCUCAUAACCUAUGUCAUUCUCCCAUUGUUUUUUGAUUGCGUCUAGGGGAUUUACAGGAUUUUGGAGUAGUAUUUUGUAUAUUGCGGAUACCGUCCCUUUACCGUUUCCCUUUGUUGUUAGGAGGAGGUUUUCGAAGGUUGUCAGGGGCCCAGUUGCUGCGGAGUUUCCGGUGGGGGUGUUUAAGAGGGCAUGACGUUGGUGGUGUGUUAACCAGGGCAUUUGGGUGUCUUCUAGUUUGUCUUGUAUUUCUUGUGUUGACAAGGGUUUGUUAUUUUUAUAAAGUCUAUUAGGCGAUAUAAGCCUUUGGUUCGCCAGGUUUUUAUCUUGAGGUUUUGUGCUGCACGGUGGAAUAAUGGGUGGUACGCCAGGGGGAUUAGUGGGGAUGGGGUUGGGGAUAGUUUGCCUAUUUGUGUUUUCCAUGCUUUGAGCAUGGUCUGUGUGUACCUGUUAAGUGUUGUGGGAAUUUUCUUUAGUUUGUUUGGGAGGAGUGGGUAUGUUGUGGUGCAGGUGUUUUCAAUUGUGUCCCUCUCUAGGUGUACCCAUUGUUUUGUCUCAUCUUCUAGUAUAUAUGGGAUUAUGUGGCGUAUUUGGUUGGCAUUGUAAUAUGCUUCUAUGUUGGGAUUCCCAUCCUCCUUCUGAGGUGGGGAGGUGCAGGUAUUUGGGGCUUAUUCUUGGUUUUUUAUGUGAGAAGAUGAAAGAGUGUAGUUUUCUCUGCCAACUGCGAAGUUGGGUUGAGGGGAUCCAGAUUGGGAGGGUUUGGAAUAGGUAGGUUAGUUUUGGGAGUGUGAUCAUUUUGAUCAUGGCUAUUUUGUCUGAGAGAGUGAAGUUCAUGUUAUUCCAUCUCUUUAGGUCUUUGUUAAUUUGUCGCCACAGGGGCUUGUAGUUGUGGAGGUACAAUUUAUUGAGGUUUCUGGUUAUUUGUACCCUAGGUAUCUGAACUUGGUGUGGCAAAGUUUUAUUUUGGUGACCUUCGUGAGUUCUUUUUGGGUGUGAGGAGGGGUGUUGAAGCACAUAGCUUCUGACUUUGUAAAAUUUACCUGUAGGCCCGACACCAUUGCAAAUGUGUUGAGUUCUCUGAUUAGGGAGGUUGCUGUGCUUAUGGGGUCUGGUGUUGUGACCAUUAGGUCAUCUGCAAAGAGCCCUAAUUUAUAGGUUCUGCCUUUUAUUUCCACUCCCUUGAUGUCUGUGGCUGCUCGGAUGCGGAUUGCUAGGGGUUCCAGAGCCAGGAUAAAUAAGAAGGGAGACAGUGGGCAUCCUUGUUUCGUGCCUCUUUGGAUAGCUAUAGUGUUAGAAUCCAUAUUGUUAGUUCUGCAUUUUGCUGAGGCUUGGGAGUAUAUUUGUUUGAGGAUUUGUAGGAAGUUGGGGCCAAAUUUCAUGUUAGUUAGUACUGCUAAUAUGUAUUUCCACUCCAAGCAAUCAAAGGCUUUUCGACCAAUCGGUGUUAAAGAAGGACAGAACUUUCUUUAUGUAUGCCACAACAGCAGCAAGAAUACUUAUUGCAAAGCAUUGGAAGACACAAGAUCUACCCACACUGGAGGAAUGGCAGAUGAAAAUGAUGGACUAUAUGGAAUUGGCGGAAAUGACUGGCAGAAUCCGAGACCAGGGAGAAGAGUCGGUGGAAGAAGAUUGGAAGAAAUUUAAAGACUACUUACAGAAAUAUUGCAAAAUUAAUGAAUGUUAGAAUGAUGACGGAUUGAAGUUAAGCGGUUUCUAGCGGUAAUGGUAUAAAAGAAUAUGGAAAAAUUGGUUUUUAAUAUCUAAAAAUUUAAUGUUAUAAUAUAUCAAGAUUAAAGAUCAGAAUUAAAUAGGAGGGAAAGGAAUCGCUGGACUAACAAAUUGAAUUAGAAUACAAAAGAGGGAGGUAUGAGGAGGUCCGGGAAACAAGUAAAUGUAAAAGAAGUGAUGAAAAGAUGGAAUUGUUUUUAACUUUUUUUUUCUUUUUUGUACUUUGUAUUUUGUAUUUUUCUUUUUUACUGUCAAAUUUCUUAUUAAUGUGAUCUUUUUCUUUUGAAACUUUAAUAAAUAUCAUUUUUUUAAAAAAAACAAUUUACAAAACAAACCAGCAACAACUUUUUGCUACCUAGUCACAUUUUAUAGUUUCCCUGACCAUGGAGGUUGAGGUUAUUGCUAUAUUCAUAAAAUUGUAAUCUCCCAAUUUAAACUGUUAUGUGUGACUAGACAGCUAAUGUGAAUUGGGGGCGGGGAGAUAGUGGAAGGAAUGCAUGUGCCAUAGAGCAGAGCUUAUUUUGCCCCCAGCUCUAAACCAUUUUUUUCACCCUCUCUCAUUAUAAAAAUAGGAUCUGGCAUAUAACUAUUGAAUAAGUCACUGUGAUUUUAGUCGGGGAUAAAAGGUUCAGGAAUAAAUUGAUUAUUCUAAGGCCCAUCUGAAAAUGAAUAUAUUGGGUAAGGAUAUCUUUAGAUGAGUUUCCUUUAUAAAAGGUUCAAGGUAGCUCAAGAAGAGUUCUCCUGUAAUAAUUCAAUUUUCUUUUGGUUUAGUGUAGCCGACCUCAGCUUUAUAGUUAUGGAAUGAGGGUGAUUCUGUGUGUGUCUGCCAUUUGCUUCAUAGUUGAAAUAUUCAGUAGGUUGAAAAAUGAAAUUGUAUUUGCUAAGCCUAGCAAAAAAUCGUUUUUAGUAUACUCCAUGGUUAAACUGUGUGUCUCAGCUUUGUGUUCUCUCCCUGGGAAUUGGGGAGCCAGUAAAGUGCUUCAUCCUCAUUCAGACAAGUUUUUUGGGUACCCAGAGAGUAAAUUGUGGUUGAGUUGGUCCUCCCCAAUCCCCCUGCUGCCACACUAGCCAGACCUAAGCUGUGGUUUGGCUUAGUGUUAUGUGUGAAUCUGAGCUUGCGUUUUGCCUUCUCAAAACAAAUCACAAGUGGUCAGCCUUGGUUACUGCUUGGGUUUUGGUUGGGAGCAAGACAAGCCCAAGAGCUCAGGUGUGCAUGUAAUGCUCAUCCAACCCAUGGCUUAGCCCUGGGUUGUGUAGCAGCAGGAAGACCUGGAGAAGGGAAAAGCAGCUGCGAGUUUCCUUCUGGGUAUCCACACACCUGCUUGUUCUUUCUAAGCCAGUGUGGCUUAGCAUUAUGUGUGAACUGGGUUCUUUCCUCCUCUAAAGGUCUGUUUCCUCGGUUUCUUUACCAAUGAUUUUAAAUAAUUAAUGACUUGCACAGCCCCUAUUACAAGCCUGUUUUUAAGAAGGGGAAGAAGUUGGGAGUGUGCUGUACAGCAAAUGAUCCAAAUUCUGGUUGUAAAGAUUUUUGUGCUUUUACUUGUGAAGUCUGCACAUGCAUUUGAUUAUCUCAGUUGCUAAGCUCUCUCUCGCUCGCUCUCUUAAUCCUUAGGAAGAGAGUUUUGUUAAUGCAUUUAGAGAGUCUUUUAAACAGAUAUUUUGGCUUCAACAGUGAAUACCAGCUUUUAAAUUGGUUUAAUUGCAAGCAGGACUGUGGGUAGCCUCAUUCUAUUAUUUUUUAUGUUUUUCCAGCUUGCAGGUCCUAUGUGGGUGACAUUGGAUGAGAGCAAUUACAGAACCCACUAGCAUAUAAUAUGAAAUUGUCUGAACUGUAAAUUAUGUGUUUCCCUCCUGUCCACACAGCCCCAGCAAAUUAUGACAGGCUAUUCAUGCAUAUUGACCUUAUCAGCAGUAAUGAGGCCAGGAGAGAUACACAUAUGAAGUUGUCAGACUGUUGGUCCAUCUAGCACUGCACUGCAUACUUUGACCUGAGAUCCUUUUAACUGCAGAGCUUGAUGGUCAUCCUGAUUGGGACCCAUUAGACACAAAGCAUGGGCUCUGCUACUAACCUAUGGCCCUUAUAAAGAGAGCUUCUGGAUGAGGGGCUUUAGUGUUAUCAUUGCUGCUUCAGUUCCAAGCCUUUUCCUUGCCAUGUGGCUCCAACCUCCCCUUUCCCCCAUCUGUAAAUGGAAAUAAAUGACAGAGAGACUCUGUGGAAAUGUUUGUCACACAGUUCGCUAAUUAACAGUGCUUUCCCAAGGAGCACUUAAUACGUUACUGUAGGGCCACUUCUCAUACAGUAUGUUAGAGGUAAACAAAAGGAAGUAACGAGAAAACAACUUGGCCUGUGUAACUCAUUGUCACAGGAUGUUGUGAUGAUAUCCAUUAGCAUACAAGGUUUUUUAAACACGGAUUCAGUUGACUCAUUAAAUAGGAGCUACUAAAUGUGAGUGGCAGAAGACUGACAUGACUUUUCAGAGGCAGAAUACUUCCCACAGUCAGACUUCAGCAAUAAUGGGAUAGAUACAGCCAUUCUUUGUUUUUGUGAACUUGCCUAAAGCACACUAGGCAGACAAAACGCAGUUUACUGGUCAGAGCCAGUUCUCUUAUUUGUUUAGCCAUUGCCUAAGAGAGAGCUGGUUACACUCAUCACUUGAUCCCUGGCACAUGUGAAUGGGUUGCCUCAGAUAUAAACCACACAUAUAACUUUCAGUUUACCUGCUUUUCAAUGGAAUGAAUUCAUAAUUUCAGCCACUAGUUAUCCUGUGUAGAGAAAUUUUAUUAUGUCAUGUGUGAUUUUGCCUGAAUAAUUUAUCCAUGUGAAAAGAGGCUCUUCAGAAAAGCUAAAAAAUGAUAUGUCUAAUCAUUUUUUUAAAAAAUACAGUAUUUGGGGAAAAAAGUACAUUAUUCUUACAUGUGUAAAACCAGUGCUCUGUCAAAAAUAGGUUACUAUUGGUGAAUGAAUUCUCAACUCGGCAAGAGUGAGAGAAGAUUUUUAAAAAUAAACUUUUUGGGUCUGUUUGACACAGCUUUCAGUUUAUUUAUUAAAGGUGAUUUUUGUACCACUUUAUAAAAUAAUAUUUUAAGGUAUAUGGCAAAAUAAAAUACACAAACAUUACAAAAAUCUACAAUAAAACCAUCAUUAUUUGUGAAUAGACUUUGAGUCUGUAAAUGUGUAUCUGGCAUUGUGAUUUCUUUAUUUUCUUGUUAUAAAUAUGGAUGUGUUUGAAUAUAGUUGCAUGUUGUAAAUUUGUUUAAAAUAGCAUCACAUUUUGAUAUUUGCAUGUUUCCCUCCUAGUUGUUCCAGGCAUCUGUCUCCCCACCCCACCCCGCCCCAGGUUUAUACAUAUUCAGCUUAAACCAUUACUUUUCUUCCCUUCCCUUUGGGGCCGGUGGGGGGAGAUUACUACUCAUUCUCUGCCAGUGGCUUCCUUUGAGCUUUUCCCUUUCUGUACUGAUCUUUGAAUUCUCUUCCUUCCUUCCUCUUCAGCCUCACCGUGGUGGACUCGGAUGGUGCCAGCAACUCCACCACUGCCAGCCUGACUGUGAACAAAGCUGUGGAUUACCCACCCGUAGCGAAUGCAGGCCCUAACCAAGUUAUCACUCUGCCCCAAAACUCCAUCACCCUCUAUGGGAACCAGAGCACAGAUGACCACGGCAUUGUCAGCUAUGAAUGGUCCCUCAGCCCCAGCAGCAAAGGGAAAGUGGUAGAGAUGCAGGUAAGAUCUUGGGGCUCCGUCUUGAGAGGAGUCAACACACUUUAAUAAACAUUUCCUAUUAUGUUUAAGUUCAUGUAAAUCAAUUUGUUCAAUCACUGUAAACACCUCUGACCCAACAAUUACUUAUCUAAUCAUCAUUUUAAAAAUACAAUGUGUGUGUUCAAACAUUGUACACCUAGUAAUUUUGUGAGAGCAUGUCCCUUCUGUCAUGUCUGGCGGCUAAUUUUGUUGCUGAGCUUAGUUUGCUGUAUGCGCUUUGGGUACAUGCUCUUUCUAUGUGUCAUUUAUUAAGUUCUGUUGGAUUUCUAGUAUUAUCCUUCUAGCCCACAGCAGUCAGCCUGAUGUAUAUCAAAAAGCCCACACACAGGACAUGAGGGCAGUAGCACUCUCCCACCUCUUCCCCCCAGUAUCUGAUAUUCAGGAGCAUGCUGCCUUUGAUCCUGGAGGUGUUAUGUUGACAUUGUGACUAGUAGUUCUUAGCAUUUUUCUUGGUCAGUUUGUCUAAUCCCCCUUUCCCAACCUGGCAGCCACAACUUGUGGCAGUGAUUUCCCUAUCUGUUGUGUAAAAAUAAAUAAAUGCAUUUAUAUAAAAUUGCUUAUAUCACACUCUUCAAAGUAGCUUACAAUAAAACAAUAUUCCUGAUUCCUGCAUUGCAGGGGGUUUGCCUAGUUGUCCCUCGGGGUCCCUUCCAACUCUACAAUUCUAUGAAGAAGAGUCAGUUUGGUGUAGUGGUUUGCAUGUUGGACUAAGACCUGGGAGACUAGGGUUCAAAUCCCCAUUUGUCCAGCGUCAUCUUGGGCCCAUCACUGCCUCUCAGCCUAACCUACCUCACAGGGUUGUUGUGGGGAUUAAACGAGGGGGGACCGACCACGUACACCACCUGCAGCUCCCUGGAGAAGAAGGUAGAGGAGAAUUGCAAUAAAUAAAUAAACAAAGUAUGCACAAAAGUGUGAUUAAAAGUUGUAACUGCUUUCCUAAACCCAAGCAGUGAAGAAGCAAUGCCAGUUUCCUGGCCUGGAGUUCCAGAGGCAAGAGGCUGCUGCAGAAAAGGCUGUUUUGCGUAUUGGAACCUUAAUAGCUGAGGGGACAGUGAAGAGCUCAAUUCUUAGACAGGAUUGUAUGGUGGAUAGUAGUCCUUCAUUAGAUGAUCCUGGGCUCCAGUGUUACAAAAAAGGGAGGAAAAACUCCCUGUUCCAGGCAUAGUAGCCAGCAUGGUGCCUUCCAGAUGUUGGUGGGCUACAAUUCUCACUGGCCAUGCUGACUAGGACUCAUGGGAGUUGUAGUUCAGCAUCAUCGGGAGGGGGCAUGUUGGCUAUCUAUGCCCCUUACAGUCAUACCUCGGGUUAAAGUUGCUUCAGGUUGAGCAUUUUCGGGUUGUGCUCCGCGGCGACCCGGAAGUAACGGAAUGCAGUACUUCUGGGUUUCGCCGCUUGUGCAUGCGCAGACACUCAAAAUGAGGUCAUGCGCAGAAGCGGUGAAUUGCGGCAUGUGCAGAUGCGGGUUGCGUUCACUUCAAGAUGCGAACAGGGCUCCAGAACGGAUCCCGUUCGCAUCCAGAGGUAUCACUGUAUUUACUUUCUCCUGGUUCUGCAUGACCUACACAUCUCUUUCUUGUCCCAUCUUUUGUUUUUUCAAAACCAAAAAAACCCCAAGCAUCUAAAGGUAGAUAAAUUACUGGAUGGUUCCAAGGCAUAAUUGGAGGGCACAUAUUGCAGCAACCUUGUGGAAGCCAACCACAUCUGGGGCUGGUCAGUAGCUAGAUAGGAGAUGCCCCAUGUAUCCUCUAAAUAAUUUUAUUUCUUUCACAAAAUGUAUAAACCACUUGAUUGUUUAAAAAACUCCACCUGAAACUGGUUUAUAUAACUUUGCAAUGAGUGGUGCCUUUCUUAAGCCUCCUUUUAUUUUCUUUCUUUGUGAAUGAGGACUUAAAUUCUUGGUAUUUGUUGUUUCCAAGGGAGUGAGGACUUCAACUCUGCAGCUCUCUGCAAUGCGUGAAGGUGACUACACCUACCUGCUGACGGUGACGGAUUCUGCUGGCCACCAGUCCACUGCUGAGGUCACAGUGAUUGUGCAACCCGGUACGCUUAAUAAGGGUUUUUGUGUGUUAAACUCCCCCCAUUAAAUAUGAGAAGCCUGUAUUUGACAUUAAUAUAUUUGGGACCAGGGUUAAGAGGGAUGAAGAGAUAGUGACUGCAUACACAGACAUUUAAAGCACAUGACCCCCCCCCAAAAAAAAAUUAUCCUGAGAACUGUAGUUUAGCCAUCAAAGAGAUAUAGUUUCCAAACCCCUUAAGAAAACCCUUAACAAAGUUCCCAGGAUUAUUUGGGAGAAGUCAUGUGUUUUAAAUAUAUGGUGUAUGUGCAGCCAGUGUGUGGGGCUGAUGGAGAGCAGCUGGUUUUCUCUUGAACCUAGAUAAAUGUCUGGUAGCUAAUCAUGUCCAACACUGGGACAAUCUGAAAAUAAGCCAGCUGCUCUUCUAGACAGGCCAUGAUCCAGACAAAAGAACAUAUGUAUAGGUACCAUUGAUUUCAACCAUUGAGACCAGUGGGUACUCCAAAGCACGUAACUUUGGAUCAUUCCCUUUAUUUAUUUUUUGUAAAGCCUAUUUUCCCCAAAUAGCAGUGCCACCCACUCCCUUCAAUUUCAAACACAGCUUGCUGUACAGCACAGAUAAUUGCUAUUCAGGAAAAAGCAAAAAGUCAAAGGCUCUGCUGGACCAAGCAGAAAGCUAGUCUUGCAGUUUUCUGGAUUGUAUGCCCUUUGAUUUGUGUGGUGCUAUGAAAAUGUCAGCCUGAUUUCUGAGUCCUGUGAGCUUCCAUUUUGUGAAGAGACACAAACCUAUUGUCAAACUGAUCCAGAAUGGAAGACACUGCAAUUUUUAAGCUGGGGGAAAUCUCUUGUGGUUAAGAUCUCCACCGCCACAUGUCUUAACUAGAUUUCCUGCUUAAUCAGAUUUCUUAAACACUGUUUGAAUCUGGCAGAGAGCAUAUAAUUCUGUGGCCCACUCACCUUCUUUUAAUCAUUGACUAUGCUGUUGCAUAUGCAUUGGCCUUAGUGUGUGAGGAGUGUUAGGAUGCUUCCAAGCAAGUGGUUGCUAGUAAUACCUAAUCCAGGUAUGGGGAACCUUUGACCUUCCAGCUGCUCCUCAACAGCAACUCCCAUCAGCCCCAGCAAGCAUGCCCAGUGGCUAGGGUUGACAGAAGAUUCCCCAUGCCUGGCUUAAUAAUUGCUCUUCUAUUGUUAGCUUUAUAUUUGACUUUCUUUAGCAAUGUUUUAUUUUGAAAUCUUAAAGAUAAUGUUUUAUUUUGAAAUCUUAAAGAUAAUGUUUUAUUUUGAAAUCUUAAAGAUAAUGUUUUAUCUUCAACCACUUUGAUUUUUUCCCCUUAAAAAUAUAAAGCGGUCUAGAAAGGAAAUGAGGGAAUAGAUAAAUAAGCUACAAACACAAUUGUAAUUGGAUUCCUAUAGUUUGUGAGCUGUGCAUCUUCCACACUACUUGGUGUGAUAAAGCCAUGUAGAUGGAGAAAGGACCGUUUAGUUGAGCAUGCAGGGUAGUUGUAUUGUGUGGUUGGGGUUUUUUUUUCCAUUUUUCUGCUAAGCCUUUCUUAUUUAGGCUCUACUAUGUCAUUACUUUAAUUUUUUUAAGGCUAAAAAUUAUCUUAAUGCUAAUUAAAUGUGUUGGAGCAGGGACACUGCUAAAAUGAUGCUGACCACAAUAUUUUGAAGUUAAUCUUGCACUAACAUUCUUUUUCGUUAAUGUGGAUAUAGAUUGUUUUAGUGCAACUUAAAAAAUAAGCAUGCUGAUAAAAUGACACUAACUGAAAAGCUAAUAGUGAAGAUUUAACGAAGUAUGAAUGCAUGGCAAUAGGUUUUCCAGCCUAAUAUGUUAUUGCCAAAGUCAAAACCACACCCCUUUAAAAAAAAACCCUGAAGGGUUUCAUGUAGGCAGUCUAUGCCUAUAGAGAUUUUGGUGCUGUUGUAAUCUUGGUACACACACUGAUUAGAUUUCCUGAAGUCUGAAAAAAAGAUAGGAAAAGUACGGGGGGAAACACAGGACAAUAACAGUAUAAUGACUAUAUCAUAUAUAUGCCUCAUAGAAAAUGAGUGAACAAAGCAUGGCAUUUCCAGGGUACCCUUCUAGUGUGGGAACGUCCUUGGUUCUGUUUCACUGAGGGUUUAUGAAGGUUUUGUAGUUCAGAGGUUAACACAGGUCCCAGGUUUAGUUCCCAAUCUCUGUGAUUAAAGGCUCUCAAGGAGGAAGCUGGAGAAUGCCCCUGCCUGACAUCCUGCAGAGCUGUUUCCAAUCAGCAGAGGUAACACUGGGCUAGAUGGACUUGCUUCAAGGCUGCUUUGUAUAUUCAUGUGAACUAUGCUUGUCUGUCACCUUCCACAUAAGCAUCCAGUUCCUUUCAAGAGUGCCUUUAUAUCUCUCUUUUUAUGAACUUUUGCUCAGAAAACAAUAAGCCUCCCAAGGCAGAUGCUGGUCCAGACAAAGAACUAACUCUGCCUGUGGACAGCACCACUCUGGAUGGCAGCAAGAGCUCAGAUGAUCAGAAGAUUGCAUCCUUCCUUUGGGAAAAAACACGGUACAUUUCUCUGUCUCCCUCUUGCAUACACAUGACCUUGCACAUGAUAAUGCAGAACUAUGCUGUAUCAUACCCUAACAUGCAUAGUGCAUGUAGAAUCUUAAAAAACCAAACAAAACCACUAUUAUCCAGGCCAGCCUAACCCAGCAGGCAGUAGCUGUGCCUCCUUAAGAUGGGAGAAUUCAAGGGCUCCCAACUAAUCAAAUUGGGGCGGGGGGGGGGGGAGGAAUUGUGCCCCCGCCUAGUUUUCCUAUUUACACCUCAUUUCCCCUGUAUUCCAUACAAGUGAAUAGGGGGAAAGCUUUUUCAUUCCAUUCACUUGUAUGGAAUAGAGAAGAGGGGCUGUAAUCAGGAACAGGAAUGGAAUAAUCUCUCAAUUUCAGUUUGCUCAUUUUCCCACGUUUCUUCAGCAAGUUGUGAAAUUUUGUUUUUUUAAAAAAUCCUCAUGAAACUAAAGCUAAAUCCUCAGUAUUUUAGCAUGAAUUUCCCCCUUAAAAACCACAUUUUUGCAUACAGUUUUGCAUUUUUGUAUGCUACUUUCACUAAUAUAUUGAUUUUUAUGCAUACUGUCCUCUAAUAUUUGCAUUUUUGUGAACAUUCUUUGGUUUGAGAACUAGGUUGCAAAAUUUGAAUGUCUGCGGAUUUUGAUGGAUGUCUGUGUUUCAGUUCUCAUAUUGUUUUGGAAAGUGUGAAUUGGACAGAUUUGGCAUUACAUGAGAACUGAAGAGAAAGCAGUACCCUAUCCCUGUAAUAUACAACAAGAUACAGGGAAGAAUAAAAAAUGCUUUGCCUACAGCACGAAUUAUCUUGGUCUAGCCCAGUGCACCUGGGAGCCUAGCAUCUUCGCAGAGUGUUCAAAGAAUAUUCCUCUUCUUUUCUGUGCAAAAGUUUGACAUCUGCAUGCUGAUUCUUUUGGGGCUUUUUGCCAGGGGCCCAGAUGGUGUGAAACUGGAAAAUGCCAACAGCAGCAUCGCCACAGUCACUGGGCUUGAGGUCGGGACGUACGAAUUCACGCUGACUGUCAAAGAUGAGCGGAACUUGCAGAGCCAGAGCUCCGUUAACGUCAUUGUCAAGGAAGGUGGGUAGCUGGAGGGAACACAGCCUUUGGCUAAGAAGACUCCAUGUAAGGAAGCUCUUCUAUUCAUUGCAAUCCCUUGGUGAUGAAACAGAAGGUAAUAUGGUCUGGGGUGAUAAGCAGUGGUGGAGUAGGACGAGGGAGACAUGGGCUGAAAUUCCUUCUUGCGCCAGAAAGCUUACAGGGUGGUGAUGGGUCAGUAACCAUAUCUCAGCCUUCCCCAACCUGUUACAACUCCCAUCAGCCCCAAACAGCAUGGCUCUGCUGGCUGGAGUGAUGGGUUGCAGUCCAAAACAUCUUGAGAGCAACAUGUUGGCCAAGGCAGGGCUAGCUUAACCUCACUGGAUUGUUGUGAGGUUGUUGUGUGAUAGCCCUUGUUUAGCCCCCUGAGCAACUUGACAAACAUGCAGGAGAACAUUAUUCUUGUUUUCCCUCUUCAGUCAGUCUUGGAUUCCAUCACUGCCCAAACCAUGUCUCUCCAAACGGCCAGAUGAUCCCAUUUUUUUCCUGGGACUUUCUGUGAGAGAAUGAAAUCCAAGCACUAAUGCCUGUUAAAAUGCUUCUACUGUUCACUUGCAAAAUCAAGCUUUUGAAAAGAGGCUCUACAGAAAUAAAAGAGCUCUACCUGAAGGCUUCAGGAAGUUGAUCAUAAUUGCCCGUCAUUAUUACUCAUUGCUCCUUCACUACAUUUCAGUGUAUUAAAAUCUGGUUUUUAUCUUGGUUAUUCCCAUGACAACCCUGUGAGGUAUGGUACAAAUCUCCAGCCUGAAGCACACUUGGUUCUGUCAUGCCUACAUCCACUUCUCCCAGCACUUAAACGGCAGGAAGCCUGAAUCACUGAGCCAUGUGAUGCAUUUGAACUUGCCUGCUGUGCAGGUGAAGGUGGGCAGUCAGAUGAAUGUAAGAAGAAUCCUGCUGGAUCAGACGGAAGGCCCACCUAGUCCUGCUCUCUUGUCACACAGUGGCCAGCUUGAUGCCUGUGGGAAGCCCACAAGCAGUACAUGAGCAUCAUAGCACUUUCCCAUUCAUGUUCACCAGCAAAUGGUAUCCAGAGGCAUGCUGCCUCUAAUCCUGCAGGUACCAUAUAGUAAUAAUGACUGGUAGCCAUUGAUAGCUUUAUCCUCCAGGAAUGUGUCUGAUCCCCUUUUGAAGUCACCCAAGCUACUAGCUGUUGCUCAGUCUUGUAGCAAGUUCUGUCUUUUAACCAUACAUUGUGCAAAGUUCUUCAUUUUGUCUGUCCUGAUCUCCUACCUUGCAGCUUCCUUGGAUGUGUGGGGUGUGUGUGAUAUAAGUAUCUUCAUUUCAAGGUUCAGGGUAUCCUGAGGAAGGCCUCAGAUGUGGGACAGGGGCCUGUAGUGUGAGUGGAGCUCUGGAGAAAAUAGACAGAGGUGGCUUGCAUAAGCAGAACUCAACUCAUAUGCAAGCUGUUGUUGUUUAGUCAUUUAGUCAAGUUCAACUCUUCGUGACCCCAUGGACCAGAGCACGCCAGGCACUCCUGUCUUCCACUGCCUCCCGCAGUUUGGUCAAACUCAUGCACAUAUGCAAGCUACCUCCACCUAAUUUCAGCCAACUCACCACUCUCAGCGUAGAUCCCUGCCUUGCAUGCUGAGCCUUUCAGAGGGCACUGCCAUCCCUCAGCAGAGGGCAGGAAAGGGAGGAGAGCAGGAGGAGAUGGAGAAUUGCCCCUAUGCAAUAAACCCAUACAGUCCAUUGCACUUUGCCAAAGACAACCCAGUGGGCUACACAGCAGGACUUCUGACCUGGAUUUCCCAACCAGGUCACCUGGUAUUAUUAUAUUCUUCAUCAAACAUAACUAAGUGAUUAGAAUUGCUAAAGAAGAAUUAGUCAACUUUUCUUUAGUUAUGGAUGGGUUACAGUUUGCUGAAGCUCCUUUGUAUUCUGAUCCUUUGUCCUCAUUUCAUACUCAGAGAUCAAUAAGCCACCCACAGCAAAGAUAGCUGGGAACGUUGUCAUCACCCUUCCUACCAACACAGCAGAGCUUGAUGGCUCCAGAUCCACAGAUGACAAAGGAAUUGUCGCCUUCCUUUGGACUCGGGAUGACGUCAGCCCUGCGGCUGGGGUGAGUAAUGCUGCUAUCUAUUCUGCAGUGUUUACUUGUGUGCAAGUGACUCAUCGAAUUUUAGUGAAGCUUGGAAAGUGCUACAUGAGUUACUGCACUCAGCCAAGAAGAGGGAGACCGUCCAAUGUACUGAAUUUUCUUUUUCUUCAGGGCCUGCUUAAAUCUUUCUAAGACCAGUUACACAGAGGUGCUUUUUGGAGCAAAAUGCCACAGGGGAAAGCAUGUUAGUUUAUUAUAGCAAAUGCAAAGAAAGGGUUGAUAUAAUGGGAGCUAUGCCUCUGAAGUGCACUCAGUUUUGACUUAAUUUUUAAACCUCUUCUUUUGACUCAUGAACCUUUAGAAUGUCCCUGAUUUUUUCACUAUAUCAACAAGUGUGUCUUGUGACUAGGACUGCAUGUUCUUCAAUAUUCUGAAUUUUGCUGCAUGUUCUUAGAGUUCAGAUGUUGAAAGUCAAGAUAGUCUCAGUGCUUCAAAUGCUAGUGAUUCCUUCAAAGUCCUGGUUACAAAAGGGUAUCUGGAAGAAGAUGGCUUUUCUCUUAAGCUGUUCACUAAAAAAACAGCCUAGCUUGCUUCUAACUCUCCUCUGCCUAGGGGAAUCUGGUACUUGUUACGGUGAGGGAGGGUGUGAAAUGUUUCAGGAAAAUGCAGCUCUAGAAGAGAUCACCCUAGACCAGAAGUGGGAACCUGUGGCCCUCCAGAUGUUGGUAGACUCCAACUCACAUCAGCCCCAGCCAGCAUGGUCAAGGAAGAUGGGAGUUGGAGUCCAGUAACAUAUAGGAGGCUAUAGGUAUCAUACUCCUCCCCUAGGUCUCCCUGGGACCCUGCACUUCUGAUAUAUUCCCUUGUAUUUCACAGGAUUGCAAGGUGCAUCAUCACCCUUGUAUGUUUUUGUUAAAUGCAGGAGGUGUUAAAUAACUCAGACCACCAUGCGGUGCUGUUCCUCUCCAACCUGGUGGAAGGGACAUACUCAUUCCAUCUCAAAGUGACUGAUGCCAAAGGGGAAAGUGAUACGGACAGAGCCACAGUGGAAGUAAAACCUGGUGAGCUACACAUGCACAAGCACACACACUCACAUGUACUUGAUCUUCUGGAAGAGAAACUAUUGCUAAUUAAUCAUAAUAAUUAGCACUUAUAUGCACACUUUUAAAAGUAUUCAUUUAUUGAUUUUCAAUACAGUGGUACCUCGGGGUAAGAACUUAAUUCGUUCUGGAGGUCCGUUCUUAACCUGAAACUGUUCUUAACCUGAAGCACCACUUUAGCUAAUGGGGCCUCCUGCUGCCGCUGCGCCGCUGGAGCACGAUUUCUGUUCUCAUCCUGAAGCAAAGUUCUUAACCCGAGGUACUAUUUCUGGGUUAGCGGAGUCUGUAACCUGAAGUGUCUGUAACCUGAAGCGUAUGUAACCCGAGGUACCACUGUAAUAUAUGCACAUUCCUUGCGUGUUCAGAGCACUUCGCAAACAGUACCUUAGUAAUAAUGGUCUACAUAUUGUAAAGAUUAUAACUCCCUGUUGUAGAUGUGGAGAUGGAGAGAUAGAGAAGGGGGGCAUCCAUAAGCCCUCCUUAAUGGGUGAGGUGAGAUUUGGACUGAGGACUUCCUAGUAGGGAGGCGGGCGUUGGUUUGGAUGUGAAACUACCUUACUCUCAUUCUCACUUGAAACAGUAUGUGAUUGUGAACCAAAAUGCAACUAUCCUUCAAAAUUUACACUUCUACAUAUUUUGUGAAUUUUGUACAAAAAACCACAUGAUUGGGGAUAUUGCUUGCAAAAAUGUGUGUAUUAGGAGAAAUGCACACUAAAAUGCUGACACGUAUUUGGGAUGACUUUUUAAGAAAGCAAACUGAGGGUAAAUAGACUGGUCCUCCCAUCCCAACUUCCCAGCUAACACUCUUAGACCUUACUUUACACCAGCUCUCGGGACUAAGGCCCUGUAUCAGUCUGAUUACACGAGAAGUAUGAUUGAUGUUCUACAAGUUUACUCAGAAGUAAAUCCGGUUGUUAGACAUGCAGUAUACUGGUUAAACAAUACCAGAUCCCUCUAUAGCCUCAUAUAUGGCUCUCUUUAUUUACAUCUGUUGAUAUCCUUUUUGAAUAAUCUUUUUUAUUGAUUUUUGAAAAUAUAAACAUACAACAUAAAACAAUACACAAUCCAAAUUCUGAGAUUACUCUGGAUCUCCUGACUUUCCCCCAUCCCUUCCAUGGGUCCUUUUGAUACUAUUUUCAACUGCAUAUCAGUACUUCUCCAAUUUUCCAUCUUCCUAAGUUUACAUCUGUUGAUAUCUUGACACAGCUGUAAGAACUGGAAUCCCAUUUGUAAUGGGAUGCAGUAGUAAUUGUUGCAAUACAUGCGUGGGAAAGGUUUUGUGACUGCCUAACACUGAGAAAAUGGGUGUAGUAUCUGUGAUACUUUUUUCCCCGAUAGCCAGAGGGGGGGUGUUAACAAAGAUCUUUUUUGAGAUUUGGAGGGCAGGUGUUAGGCAGAAUCCAGUGGGGAGUAUCAGGAAAUGGAAGAAUUUGAAGGAAGGGGCAAAAGGUCAGGAGUUGGUUCAGCAUCUGAUUAUAAAACAGCCUAAUUGCUAGAAGCUAUGCUCUUCUCUUGGAGUUUUUCCAAAGGCUGAAUCUCUUGGAUGCUCUGCACAACCUGUCUAUUUGGGUUGGCUUCUGUGCCAAGCUGGGGAUUCAAGGAUUCACACAGCAUGUACAUUUGCUCAUAUUUCUAUUUGAUUAAAUGUAGUUGGGAAUGGGGCAAGCCAAAAUUUUCAAAUCAGCUGGAAUUCAUCAGUGAGAUGGUACUUAUGCAUUCUUUUCAGAUCCAAGGAAGAACAACCUUGUGGAGAUGAUACUAGAUGUGAAUGUCAGCCAGCUGACAGAACGGCAGAAGGGAAUGUUUAUUCGUCAGAUAGCGGUUUUGCUGGGAGUCCUGGAUUCAGACAUCAUCGUACAAAAGAUUCAGCCUUACACAGAGGAGAGGUAGGAGACCAUGGAGAGGAUCUUAAUCGAGACAACCUAGUUGUAGCCUAGAAGGCACCACUUGCAAUUUGCUCAUUUGAAAACAGGCAUAGGAAAGUGAUAAAACACAGCACUCCCUUUUUGAGCUGAGUGAUGGAGGUUGAUUUUCAAGAUUGAAAUAUUUUGUGGAUAAGUUUGUGUGCACUUGUAUUCAUAUGUGUACUUGAAAAAGAUUCAUUCAUAAUGAGAAUUUCAUGGUAUGUACAGACAUAGAUAGAAUGCACUCACUGUAUGUCUCAUGUUAACUUAUCCACAGUAUCAUGCUCAGAGGAAACCUGCUUUUCCCCAGGUUUGCAGCAGAAGCUGGGUUCGAACAGUGCUAGUUCUCUGGCCUUUGUAUCUGCCAUGAAGCCACCACUCCUCUCUUCCCAUUCUCCCCCACUUUCUUAGAACAGUAAAACAGUAAAAACCUGAAGAGAAAGUGCCAAGCAUUUGAGCCACUGACCAUGUAGUUGUUUGGAAACCAAAGCUAAGGGAGAUAGCCCCCAUGGAGGAGGAGGAGCACCCCACAUUCAUUGCAGAGCCAGAUGCAUGUGUCCAUUGAAGACAAAAGGUGGGGAAAGGGGCGCUUAACUAUAGCCACACACACAAAAAGGCUGCACAUAAAACUGUUUUCAGCCUUAAAGUGCAAGUUCAAGCACCCUGUGUGUGGAUAUAUUUUCAUAAGUUUAUGUUGUCAACCUUGCUUCACUGCAAACCAAACCUCUUCAGAGAAUAAGGACUUAGGUUUUGGGGCAGGAGGACACACCCAGGCUUGGAGCCCUGGAUUGCAUUGUGGAUCCUCAUGCCCUAGGUUCUCAUGCGCCAGGAAUCGCAGCAGCACAGAGCUCUUGGCUAAGCUAGUGCUUGAUUAAGCUGGUGCAUUACCCAGUCCUUUCAGAAAUCUGGGCAUCUGAACUUCCUGCCAAGUUUAUCCAGACUGAAUCUUCUGGUACAUAAGUGAAGUGUUCACUUUUCGUUAACCUUGAAAAAAUUCUUUUGCUUAAUGACAUGAGCCAAGAAACAGAGGUGCUUUGGGCUUUCAGUUCUAACCCCGUCUCCCCUCCCCCCUCCGCCACCUCACAUCAUCCCAGUCGCAGACCAGUCAUUUACCGUUCUUCCUCCUAGCAGAAGAGGAAGAGGUUUGCAUCUGAUCAAUAUAUAUUUGGCUGCAGUUAAGAAAGCAUUAAGUAAAUGGAAUAUGGCUGCAUUUUCUUUUUUUUCUUUUCUUUUUUGUGCUCCUCCCUCUCUGUCUGUCUCUCUCUCUUUAAGGAGCACUUUUAUCUGUGCCAGGUGGACAGGAUGGGGUUUUGCAUGGCUCGAUUCUGGUCCUGCUGCUUUGAUUUGCUGUUAAGAGAGGGUUCCAGGGGGGCUGUUUCACAUUUUGUCCUUUUUGAGCAGAGCUAUGCAUAUUUUGCUCUGGGGGAAAAAAUCUGAAGUCUGCAAUGGCAAUAAAUCAUGCAAACAAAGCAGAUAUAUGUGUGUCUGGUUCCUUGCUUUUGCAUAAUUAUUUUGCUUCCAAGAACUGACUUCUCAAAGAACAUAGAUUCACUUCCAAAGAAACUUGAGGAAUUAAUGGAAAGGAAGGCUUGUAGGGGCGAGACCUGCUAAAGAUUUUGUAUUAUGGAAAUCUUUCUUUGUGUUCUUCCCAUUCACCCAUCCCAACCCCCAGUAGUUGCGGUUUUCUGAAGAGAAACCUUCUAUUUAUGCUUAUUGUAUCCCCAAUUUUCUUGUUAAUUGCAGCACAAAGAUGGUAUUCUACGUGUGGAAUCAGCCUCCUCAUCAGAUCUUCAAAGGGCAUGACAUUGCUUGGUCACUCAAGAACGAGCUGCGGAAGCAGCAGCAGUCAGGUUUCCUCAUCUUCCGAGUGCUGGAGAUCAAUACAGUCAGUAAGUUAGAGGAACAGCUGAUGUGGCUGCUGACCAUUUCUUGUCACCUUGCACCACCUCCUUCCAGUGAGAAGUUUCAUUUUCCCUGUGUCCAACUUCCCCUAAGGCCAUUGCAUCUGUAUGUGCACCAUAUCUGGGGUGGGGUUGAGGAUCACAGUAAACAAUAACUUGCUUCUGACAAUGGCACCUUAUAUGGAGCCUAUCUCAAUCAGAUUUGUCAACACUGAAUGACAGUGGCUCUCCAGGGUUUCAGACUGGGAACGUUCCCAGUUCUACCUGGAGAUGCCAGGGAUUGAAUCUAGGGCAUUCUGCCUGCAAGACAGAUGCUCUGCCACUGAACUAUGACCAGCGUAGUGGACCCCAAUUUCUUCACCUAGAUAAAUUCCAGAGAGACUGAAUGAUAUGUUCCACCAACAAGCAUCCUAGCAAUAAUGUUUCUACUAGAAACUGACAGUGAUGGGUCUUUUCCUUCCAAGCUGAAGAAUGGGAGAAGAUAUGGUUGCUUAUAGCAGCCUUCACUAACCUGGUGCCCUUCAAAUGUUUUGGACUACCAUUCCCUCAACCUCAGCCACCAUGCCUGUUGUUCUGAUCACUUCAUGUACGUUAUCUCAGGAAUCACUGCAAACAGGAGCCCAGUAAAUUAAACCAGAGUUAUUCUUGUUUAUUGCAGCUUGCAGGGUGGGGGUGGGAUUACAAAUCUGCCUAAAGCCCACAUAAUUUGAAUCUGUCCCUGGGCAUUACCUCAUUAGGGUGUUGUUGUUGUUUUUAACUGAUAUGAUUGCUUCUUACCUCCUUGAAAUGUAUAUGAUGCCUGCCCCCAGGGAGUUCUUAGACUAGUUUUAUGCCAAGUUUUCUGAGCUAUUGCAUUUUACUACCAUGGUUCAUGCCAUAUGAACCAGCAGCACAGUGCUAUUACUGUUUUGAUAGGAGAGGCUUCAGUCCUGCAUAUCCACUUUAGCACCCUUUUCCUCGCCUUCCUUCUCCACCCUAUCUUUGACCUUGCAGUUGAUCUAUGGGAAGAAAGAAGGUUUUAUCCUUCAUUCUAUUCCCAUUGUCAGUCUUUUUUUUUCUUUUUCUUUUUUGGAAGCUACUUCCCAUUGUGCACUUCUAAAUCUUCACGGAUCCAAGUAUAAGUUUUCAAUUAAUAAUGUUGCUAUCUGUGCUGCUUUCUUGAACUGAUGCAGGGUGCAUGCUGAACUGCUCCCACUUCUGGGGAUGGCACAAGAAAGAGGGAAUUAGACAUAAAUGUGAGAAGCAAAGCGGCAAGAGCAGACAACUGGCAAUGUAACACACAGUGGGAAGUGGAGGAAGAGCUAUAGCAGGGGAUAUGCGGAGCUCUGUUUUUGUGAAGGAGAAGCCAAAAGCCUCUUGACAGCUGGCCACCUCUGCCUUUGCCAUUGUGACACAGACACCCACACACCAUCCUGCUAACUCUCAGUUGCAUUAUGGGAUUUAUGUUCUGCAGGGAGUUCACAUUAUGCACAUUGGCUGGGGUUUGGCAUCUCCCUCAGGGGCCACUGAGGCUGAAACCAGAAGUUGACUGGGUGCUACUCAUUGACCAAGAACAAACAGUGAUGUUGUAUAAGGAAAAGGCAGCCCUACUGACCAUUAUUACAGAGCUGACACUCAAGCUUGGAUUCAGCAAAAGAGACCACAAAUGUAUUUUUGAAAUUUGGAAAGUGAGAGAAAAUGGCAUUGGGGGCAGGGGAAACCCCCAGUGUUUGCACAUAACUUUCUGCACCAGUGUGUAUAUGUGCAUGCAUGGAUCUAAGGUUUUUUGGGGGGAGGGGGACAUUCAAAUAUCACUAGAUGUUUUUAUUGCACAUCUCAAUGGCAUGUAGCACAGACUUGUCUUAUGAAACAGGGCCUGCUUGCAUGAUAUUGAUCAGUGUCCCCCACAAUCACAUCCAGUAUAUCCUAUAGAUAAGAUAAGGAACAAAAUGGAUUUCUGAACCUGGCUGUCUUGAGAAUCUAGGGGGAAAUGUUUGAAUCCUCAUCCCUUCAAGUUUGACUGUGAAACUGAAUUGUGUCUGACUGGGCUCUCCCUCCUCCAGCCUGCCAGUUGAACUGUUCAGAACAUGGGCACUGCAACUCCUUCACCAAGCGCUGUGUUUGUGACCCUUUCUGGAUGGAGAACUUCAUCAAAGUGCAACUAGGUGAUGGCGAGAGCAACUGUGGUAGGUACCACUCUCUUUUUCCUUUCAUGGUUAAUAAGGCAACAGCCUCUGCAAGAGGCUCAGUGCCUAAAUGCAGAAAGUUUCUGUUUGUUUCUGUGUCAUGCCCCACUGUGGAGAAGGAGCCCUCAAAGGGGAAGAAGAACAGGCAAAGGGUAUUGGGUGUUGGUUUGGUAUAGCCAGGGAACCGUAUAUGUUUGAGGGAGGGGAUUAAUGGGCUGAUCACAUGGAAUCUCUGCAGAAAUCAGCAGCUGUACUAUAUCUAGUGUCUUAAAUAUUGAGCAGCUUCUGGCCUCAUCUUAGGUGAUUGGUAGGACAGGGCUUAGUGAGGGGGUGUCACCACCCCACUCCCACAUUAGAGGCCAGUUGAGACAUCAAAGUUGUAUCUCAGCCAACUCUCCCACUUUGCUUAUAGUCCCAGCAGAGUUACCUAAGCCAGCCUGGUGCAACAUGUAGAGCCGCUUCUUGAGGGACUCCUUAGCAUAGGCACUAACUAUAGGGGCCCUGGGGGCCUGGGCACCCACAGUGCGGGCACCAAUGUGACUUCCAGUUUCUACCGAAAGUUGUGUCGCAGGCCCAUUGCAACCCCCGAGGCGAUGUUGGAGACCCUGCCAGGUCUCUGACGUGACUUCUGGUACAAUCCGGAAGUCACGGCAGAGAUCUCAUGAGGCCUCAUAUGUGAUCUCCAAGGCCACACAAGGUCUUGGAGAUCUCCUCUGAGAUCUUGCCAGGCCUCAGAAGCGCCUGCAGCGUGUUGAUGUCACUUGACAUCACGACGUCACAUUAUGUCACGGAAGCCAUUGGGCAUCCAUAACCUGGAGCCCAAGUUGGCACCCCUGCUCCUUAGCAAGUCCCUUGGGGGUCUGUGCCUGCCCUGCCCUGCCCUCAGUUCAGCCAGUUAAUUGAUCUGUUAUUUGCACCCUACUCUUCUACACAUGCACUCAGAGAAGCUGCCCCUAUUUGGAUUCCACCUCUGUCUCCCAUGGCAUCGGGAGCAUAAUUCAGCCUGCUGUUAUUCUAAAUGUCCCAGUUCAGACAAUCAUCAUGGUCAAAUUGAUCCAGGUUUGUUUUAACUAAUUAGAAUAAACCACAGUUCCCUCAACUGGUUCAGAAUAAGAAACUGUGGUUUGUUCUAAAAUGAAAGAGAAACUUUAAUUUUCAAGUGUGUGCAUCAAAGGCUGGAUGUGAAUCAUUAAUAGUAAUCUAAACUUUGGUUUCAAUUAUUGUCUAAACUGGGCUAGUGUCAGCCAAGCCAGGGCAGCAUGCAGUUAUACCCCUAGGCAUACCUGAACUGUGAGGUCUACAACCCAUAGUCCCUGAGAUCAAGUUCUGAGAGCUGGAGACAGAUCCAGGGCCUAUAUUUCAGCUAGAACCUGAAGUGUAGCAGGCGGAAUGUGCCAAUCUGUUCUUGGCCAGGCAAGGCAGAAGACCAGGUUUCAAGGCUUGGCCAAUCCAGGCACUUUAUAUUUCCUGCCAGUCACAGAGACCAAUGUCACAUAUAUCUGUUCCUCUUUCUGUGCCUGAUGAAGGCACUGGCCCCAGCUCCCAGAAGCUGGAUCCGAGCCCCAGCCCCAACUAUGAGGCUCCUAGUUCAAGCUCCAGAGUCUGAUGCUGAGAUUCUAUCUCUGUCCUUCUUACAGAAUGGAGCGUGCUCUACGUUGUCAUUGCAUCGUUUGUUAUCGUGGUCUCCUUGGGGAUCUUUUCUUGGGUGGUGGUCUGCUGCUGCAAAAAGUGAGUAAGGCCCUGAGACCUUUCCAGACCCCUCUUCCCUUAACAGUAAAGUCACUGCUCUUACUUUUGGGUUAGGUGCUCGUUCUCUGUGAGGGCCUCACACUCCAUCUAAGCUUCAAUCUGUUUCUUUAUCCCCCACCCCCAUUUUUUCUUAAGACGUAAGGGAAAACCCAAAAGGAAGAGCAAAUACAAGAUCUUGGAUGCCACAGAUCAAGAGAGCCUCGAGUUAAAACCAAAUCCCAAAGCAGGUAAGACAUCAGAAAAGAGGUUAGCACUCACAGAAUGCUGACACAGGCUGGUUUCUAUUCUCAAGGGUUUUGAAAUCACUGCAUGACAUAGGGGAAGCUUGUAGCUCUGUGGGUGUUUGCUUGAAAGCCGAGUUUUCAGUGAUCCAGUUGUGUCUGUUCCCCUCAGAGUUCUGUCCAACAGGGCAUGUCAAGAUGCUUGCCACAAAGGCAGCAAAACGGGGGUCACCUUUUCCCCAUGUGCUAGGAGCACUUUCGGCAGUAGAGGGUUUCCGAGAGGAAUUCAGAAUAACUUCUACAUUAUAUCUGUCAUUCAGUUUUGCUUUUUAAAGUGCUCAUUAGUUUUGUGUGAUCUUUACAAUAGGGCCGUAACUAUUGUCUUAUGGUAAGCAUAAGGUUGUCAAGGCUGGUUGUCUCCAUAAUUCUGUCUUAUGUCAUGCUAUCCAUUCAAGCCAUUUUGGGUUAAGUCACAACCCCAGCACUUCCCCAGAAUUCAAAAUUUGCCCACUGGUCUAAAAAGGUUGACAACCCCUGAUCCAUUCUUUCCCGUUUACCUCAAUGAAGGUGGGACUAAGUCUCAUUUUCCAGGUGGAUUUUAACUGAAAAUCCUUAAAGAUAUUUCUGGAAACACACAUUGAAAAACACAGUUUAAGAAAGUACUAACAAGGCCAUCAGAGGGUUGCAUGCUGCCUUUGUUUCUGCCCCCCCCCCCCCAUUUUAAUAGCUUGUUUCCCCCUACACAAUUCUGCCACUGGAGUGAUUGCUCCCAAGGUGGAGCUUGCUCUUAUGUUCAUUCAAGGCACAUCAUGGCAGAUAGCUUUGCUCAGGCUGUAGGCAGCUAGGAAAGAUAUUUAAAGGGGUUUAAAGGGGUUUUUUUAGAGCAGGACAGAGCAAAACCCACCCACUGACUAUAUGUGUUAUGAAAGCGGCAGGAAACACACCUAUUGCAAACAAAGCAGUAUGACCACCCCAAAACUUUUGCAGGCACAAAUGGUAUUGGAAGCAAGGUUGUGUAUAACCGUCCAGACACUCUCAAGUGUGGCUGAUAAGCAGGCUUAAAGUUGCUGCCUUCCAGCCUUUGGAUUUGGCUGUGUGGUCAAGUCCCCCAUGGGGAACCCAGAUGCACAGUCAAUCCAGCUGCAUCUCUACCUGCCCCACACUUGACAUCAUUUGCGAAGUCAGGUAUGGGGCAGAUGGGUGUGGUUUCGGGAAAAUGACCUCGAAUGCCAAAAUGGAACCAGAAUGGGAUUGCCUGUGGACUGGAGGUGCUCCACCCUAGAUUCUGAGCUAGGUGGACCAGCUUCUUAUGCUGAUAUAAAAUAUGCAGCAGGAGUCUCUCUCACACACACUCAGAGAGAGAGAUUCUUACUGAAUAGGUUAUCUUACUUUUUUAUGUGUUUAUAUUUGAAGGCAGUAAACAGAAAGCCCAGGCCCAGAACACUAGCCUGAUGCAUUCAGAAUCUGAGCUAGACAGCGACGAAGCCAUCUUUACAUGGCCGGAUCGGGAGAAGGGAAAGCUGCUGCACAACCAGAAUGGUUUCCUGCGCAACGGGCAGGUGACGCCGAAGCCGAAGAACCAGAGGGAGGAAAUCCUAUAG
This is a messenger RNA of Podarcis lilfordi (Lilford's wall lizard), 52868 nucleotides long. Lineage: Eukaryota; Metazoa; Chordata; Lepidosauria; Squamata; Lacertidae. The record is from the annotation of a GenBank genome assembly.